GGGUCGUUGCCUUUGGCUGCUCCACCCUCACUUUGUGUCAGCAGGUAGAAAGUGCUUGCAGUCCCAGGGGAGGGAGGCAGAGAGCAGAGAGUACAAGCUACGAGCCACAGGUUUUUUUGGAAGGGUUUUUGCCUCCUAGGAGCUGAUCCAGUGGUGCUGUUCUGGAAAGGAAGCUCUCCCACGACCUCUGCAGAGCUGCCCAAGUCCACUCUACCCCACGGGUCCCUGCUACUCCUUUGAAGAACAAGAUCACAUUCUCCCUUAAAGCAACCUUCCGAAGUUUGUCGCUGGAUUUCUGCUGUUUGAAGCAACUUCUUUCCUGCUCCCUGCUCAGACUUGCUUACUGUAUCCGCUGAAAGAAGGGGAGGUUGUUCUGCUCAAACUCAAAAGGAGUUUUCAGAAGUGCUCCUGGAUUCCUAGCAAGAUUUUUUUUAGGUUGCUUUGGAAGCUAGAUUGUCGCCACGCCUGGCCCACGAGUCUUCAGCCUGGAGUCAAUUUUUCCUUCUUAUUCAGACUGGAAUUUCACAUUUACCUGUAUAGAAUGUCUCUGCAAGUCUCCUCACUCUCCCCUCACUCCCUGAAAUCUGUAAGUAAGAUUCAGCACACAUUUUGAUUGAUUACUGAAAUAUUUUUUUGUCCAGGAUUUGUAGUGAACCUUCCAGCUGUUACUUAAACCCAUGGAUUCUCGGAGGCAAACUACAUACCAGGUUUGCAUGCCGCUUAAAAAAAAUAUUUUCCCUCCUUUACUUGACUGAACAAACAUUUUCACAGAUAAAUGUCUAUGACUUUGUGCAGUCAUGAAGAUUUCCGGUGGAUAUUUUUUUUCUAAUGUUUAGGAUGCCUUCUUUCAUGUUUUCAGUAAUGCACAUCUAAAAGCGGAUAUAUUAAUUCCGAGAUUUGUAUAGGAAUGGAAUAAAACGCACAGGUGUCUCUCUCUGUAGUUGUUUUUCCUGUUUGGGGCCUUUUUAAAUUUCCGAGAUCUGAAAAACAUCUGAGCAAUGUCUUGUUCCUUUCAUGAAUUUAGGGAGUUGCAGAUUAUACCAUCUGGAUUAAAAAUGACAAACGGGUGGAAAAUUCCAACCUAGAAGAUUGAUUUUAAUACCCACAACCAGGUGACUGAGGUGUUGGCACCAGAGGCAGGUGGAGAGAAAUAGAUGAAGACAUAGCUGAUGACAGUGAUCUUAAUUUAACAUGAAAAAAACUGGUUGACUGUUCUGACUCCUAAAUGGAGCCCCUUUCCAGUCACCAUUGCCUGUUCAUGUGUGGCAUGAAAAGGAGAGAGAGACAAGAAUAGUUAAUGUUCUUGGAGAGGAGUAGAUGGGAAAAGUAACUCACUGGUCAGAAGUCAACAAGGGCUGCUAAGGCCAUCUGAUAUCAGGAGAUUGGCCCUGUUUGCCAUCCUAGGAUAUAAGAGGCUAAAAGGAUUUGGGAAGCAGAGAUUGUCUUUCCAUGGGGAACUGCCUCUCUCCAACCACCAGUUCUGACACCCUUCCCAGAAGAACCCAAGAGCUCUUUGUACCCUACGCUCCCCGAGCCCCCUUGGUUCUGCUUACAACGUCUGAGUUCAUCUGGAGAAGGAGGAGGAGGAGGAGGACCUGACCUGAUCCUUGUAAUCUUGUGGAGCUUGAGGCCUUCAUACACGUGGCACGGAGAAACCCUCCUAGCACGGGGGAAACAAGGAGAACCCGGAGGUAGGGACGGCAGGUAACCCUGCUCUGUUUUCUCCUCUGACCCAUUGACUGCCGCUGCCACACGGAGGACUUCUAAUCCUCAACAAUUUUUGCCUGUUGUUGGAACCUGCUGGCGGGGUGAGGACACAUUCCUGAGCAGUAUGUGUGGCCGGAGCGCACUGCUGCACCUGGGAGCAUGAGUGUUGGCCCCCAGCUACAGCUGGCAGUCCUCUGGCCUUGGCUGCUAAUGGCUACGCUGCAGAUACGCCUGGGCUACUCAGGACUGGCUCUGGUGGCGGCCAUGGAAGCCGAGCGCUCUUUGGCCCAGAAGGCAAUCAUCCGGGUGAUCCCUCUGAAGCUGGAGCCCCUCACACUGGAAGGAGUCUUCGCAAGUGUGGCCGAGGUCACCCCAGCUGAAGGGAAACUGCUGCAGGUAAGAGGACCUUUAUUCUGCUUCCCCCCCAGCCCCUCUCCCUGCCCCACAUCUGUCCAGUGGUUGGUCUGUUGACUACAGGGGUCUUCCAUUCCACCAAGAAACUAAAGCCUCAGAGUUUUCUUUCUUGUGGAGGUGCCCACCUGUCUGGUUUUCAGUGUUGUUUUUUUCAGAGUGAUAGAUGUGCUUUGAAUUACUCCUCUUUCGGCUGCUAGGCAAGCAUAAGGUUAGGGACAUGUGGCUUCCAUGCAAAAGUGUGAAUUCUCUUUGUGAAUGAAAUGUGAAGGCACCAAAUACCCGAGGCUCUCUCUCUCUCUCUUGGAUGCAUCAUUUUGGUCUUCCUCCAUUGCAUCCAGAAACCUUUCCUUCCAUUUGGUUUCUUUUGGUGACAAGGUGCUUUUCCAAAUAGUCACCUCCAGUGAUCUGCUCCCUUCUCCUGUCCCAAAGAGCUGUGUUCUGAAGUGAUGGCCAUGUAUCUUCUGACCAUAAGUUUCUACGAUGACUCAGAAACUUCAGUCAUGGGUCCUCUUGUUUUGGUCAUGAGAGGGAGAGAUGCACGAAGGGGCUUCUUGCAGAUGGGAAAACCCAACGCCCCUCGUUGUGAAGCCCAGUCUAUUGUGAUGGAGCACAGCUGCUGCUCUGCGUUCGUGUGCCAUCUUGCCUCGCAACCUGUGACUCACCUCGCAGGGUCCUCACAUGACUUGAGUUCAUUGUUCUCAAGGCAAGUAGUACAAAGCCCAGCCGAUGCCCUGUAGUUUACAAAAUCCAGUUCAGAACCCUUAAUGAGUUGGAAGCUGCCGACAGUGGUUGAAUUUAGCUGGGCUGAAACCAAAAUUGUAAAUGAGUUGGAGCAGUUGUGUUGGAUUGAACUGGUUUGAGGGGGCUACUUGGGAGACAGAAAAGAAACAAAAAGUGGCAGAUUUAUUGGGUGGUUUAUGAAUGCCCAUGUGAACAGAAGAAGAUAAGAAGAGCCUGCUGGAUCAGGACAACGGCCCAUCUGGUCCAGCAUCCUGUUGUUACAGUGGCUGACCAGAUGCCUGUGGGAAAUGCACAAACAUAAGAGCACUCCUGUGGCUCAAUGGAUCAAAUUGUUGAGGUCCAGGAGUUGAGGGAUUAAGAAUGCAACUGCCCACUAACAUGUGAGAGAACAUUAAUCUUCUCUUGGGUUCCUGUGUCUUCUCUUGGUGGUGUUGGUAGAGCAUCCAUCUUGCAUGUGGAAGGUCCUUGCUUCUUAUAUUCCUAGCAUCUCCAUCUCAAACGAUCUGACGUGAGUAGAGCUAAGAGCCCUGUCUGUGACUCAGAGAACCUCUGCCAGUCAAAGUAGAAAAUGUCAAGCAAGUUGGACCAAUUUUUCAGUGCAGCACCAGGCAGCUUCAUAUGAUUAAAGGAACAGGUACUUGUUUGGGGCAGGCCUAUUUAAAUGUGGAAGAGCCUUGCUUCAUUGCUGACAUCACUUAUUAAAGGAUCUCAGGUAACAGGCUGGGAAAGACCUCUCUCUGCAUGAGAUCCUGGCUGCCAGUCAGAGUAAGUGAUACUGGCUGCAAGGAGCAGCAGCACAAGGCAGCUUCGUACAUUGCAUUGGAUUUAUUUACUUUUCAGCAAUGUUCACUAGAUGUCUGAUGCUGACAUCAGUCAAUUAUCACAGCUUAGAUGUAGGAGUGAUAAAGUUGGCUCUGGAUACUUGUUCAGAGAGUUUUGGGCAAAUGAUUACCUUCUGGAGAUGCAGAAUCUUAUCUCGCAGAGCGGAAUGAGAUGGUUCUGGAAUAGAACAUCUCUGAUAAUUGCAAAUGAUAAUAAGGCUGCCUCCUGCACACUUCCAGAGCAAAAGAAUGUCCUGUCAACUUGAUCUGACUAUCUCAAUCUUUUUUAGAAUCCUAGAACUGCAGAAUUGGAAGGGACCCCACAGGGUCAGUUAGUCCAACCCCCUACAAUGCAGGAAUUACAGCUAAAGAAUCCAUGCAAGAGUAAUAUUAAUAUUACUCAUAUUUCUUGUAUCCCGCCUUAUUUUGUCCAAGGCUCUCGGAGAAACCUAUAUGGCAUACACAGUAAUUUAGCUUAUUUUAUCUUCAGAACAACCCUACGAUAUACAUUAUUACUGAGAGAUAAUAAAUGGCCCAAGGUCCCCUAUUAUUUAUUUAUUUUCAUGUCACCGAUAUGCUUGGAAGUCCAAAAGGACCAGUCCCUGCCUGAUGAAGGAACGUAGAGGAAUUUGACAACAGGGGAAGUGGAGGCAGGGAAAGAAUGUGCAAUUAUUCCAUUUAUUUCUUAGAUUUAUUUCCUGCAACUUUCUCCAACAUGUAUGCAUAUUUAGGCUUGGUGACAGACUAAGUUACAGUAUAGCAUGGUUGUGCAGAAGACUUCCUAGAAAAGUUGGGUAUUAAGGGGAAAUUUGAAGGAAGUGAGAGAUGGUAGCAUCCAUGCGUUGUUGGGGAGCAGGUCCAAGCAAAGGAGAAAAGAUGGGGUCAUAUGAGAGAGCUGUGGGUCCCACCCAUCAUGUGGCUGAUCCAAGGCCCAUAUUUAUUUAUUCAGUCUGUGGCACCAAGUACAUCAUACCGGCUUUCAAACAUCUUGUCAUGAGCUGAAAGGCCCCUGCUGGGACCCAGUGCUGAAGAGAGCAUGAUUCUGCAACUGUUAUUUGUGCCUUUUAUAACUAACAGGUUAGGGUUGCUGCUAUGCGUUCUGUGUGGAACUGCCUUUAAAAAUGGCAGUGGCUCACAUAAUGAUGGUCAACAGCCACAAUUGCACUCUGUGUGUUCAGUAUGAAUUGUUUAUUGUUGUUGAUGCUGCAGGCAAAUUUAAUAAAAACUUUUUUUUAAAGAAUAAGCUGCCAGAAUGUUAUCUGAGCCUAUCAUAUGGAGCCUACAAUUUAGAGGGCUGGCUUUAGCCUUUGGAGCCGCCAGACCCAAAGUGGGCUUUAUUGCCCCUUCCGGAGGGGGCAGUGUGAUUCCCUAGAGGACUUGAAUUAACUAAACUACAUAGUGUUAACUGGUUUUUAAUAUGCGUGUAUUGAAUUGUUGCCAUUUCACGUUUUACCGUGUUUAUUCUCUUCCUUAGUGUGUCAUGCAAACUGCUAUUCUGAAUAAUUCUUUUUAUGUGCCUCAUCCACACUAUAUAUCGAUUUCAUACCACUUUAACAGUCAUGGUUUCCCCCAAGGAAUCCUGGGAACUCUAGAUUGUUAUGGGUGCUAGAAACUGCGAAGUGACUCCCAUCUUUCUCCCAGGACUAUAAUUCCCAGAGUUCCCUGGGAAGAGGGAUUGACUGUUAAACCAGUUUGGCAUGGAUGUGCCCUAUAGUGUGUGGUAAGGGGCAUUCUGAAUGAGUGUAUGGAACCAAGGGGACGGUGACCCCCCCAAAAUUGGGAACCACGGAUUUAGAAAUCUACUCUGAGCGGGACUAACAUUAGAUACAACCCAUAAGCUUUUCCAUUGUUGGCACUGACAUUAUGCAACACUCUCGCAAGGGACACCAGUCUCCAUCACUGUUCACCUUCUGGCUGGCAAUAAAAAUCCAGUUAUUCAUUGAGGACAGGGAGGCAUUGAGAUAGGACAGGCUGAUUGUGAGUAGCUUCCUUUUGACCCAUCUGUUGGCUGCUGCUAUUCGUUAUUCCUGCUGUGUUGAUUUGACCUCCUGCCCGUUAUAAAUUGCUUUAUAAUCUUUUUAUUGUGGUAGUCCACCCCGGGAGGUCUUUCAUUUGGAAAGUGUUUGAAGUCAAUAAACAACAAGGAACUUGGGAGCCCACAGUGAUACCUGGAGGCCAAUUGCCGCAAAUAACUUCUAGGUCAAAAGCUCAAAAUCUGGCAGCUACACAUCUGGUAAGGCCACCUCUGAAUCCAUUGUGCAAGCAAGGCAAGGACUCAGUGGUGACUGUUUUUUUAGGGUAGUGGCACCUCUCAGCACCUCUCUUCUGCAUGCGUCCAGGACUUCAAACAGGCUGAUACCUUCUGUGCAUCCUUAGAAUCCAACAGGGCCAUUGCUGGCUGCACCACAUGUACCAGCAAUCUUCACUAUCUAUUUUUGAGUGGAUGUACCCAUGUUCCCUUGAGAGAAAGUGGGUACUGAAAUGGCAAUAAUAAAACCAAUUUUUAAUGAAGAAAAAUAACUAUAUGCUAGCAUAUCAACUAAUCAAAAAGGAGGUCACAAAAACACACAUACAAAAUGUUUCUUAGCUUUAACAAAAGGUGAGCAAAGAGGCAUAAUUCCUCUGAUCUACAGGAAUGUCCUUGUUCCACAGUAUCAGGGCCACGGCUGCUAAGGAUGUGCUUCUAAUUCUCAAACUGCACAGGUAGAUGGUUGCUGAAACAAGGCCUGUUUUGAUGAAUAACCAUGGCAGGAGGGUUGAUGCAAGGAGAUGCAGUCUUUAAGGAUGUGGGUCUCAGCCAGUGUUGGUAAAAAAAAACCCAAAACCAAAACCCCAGUCCCUUGAAUUGUGCCCAGAAGUGCACGUUGCCAAGGCUGCUAAGGACAGACUGAGCAUACUUCCUUUUCCUGAGCCUCUUGUGCUACCUGAAGCACUUCCGACAUCUUCAAGGGCAGUUCAAUAGCAAGCGCAUUGCAGCAGUCCAUCCUGAAGACUUACACAUUAUGUUGCACAUAUCUGUUUCAAGGGACAAGCACUUGACCUUCUGAAGGAUUCUUUCAACACUGGGGGUGUGGGUGGGAGGGGAAGCUGCCAUUCAGGCAUCCUGUCUGAAUGGCAAAAGAUGCCCAAAUCCAGGGCAGAACCUGCCAGGUUGAGCUUCUGCAACAUCUGCUCAAAGACAGAACAGUUUUAGAAAAUCAAAAGUCGGUUUAGGUUAAGGGGAUGGAUGCCCACGCAGCUUGGGGAAAGGAGAGGCCUUUAGGUCGUUCUGAGUUGGAAUUGAAGGUGAGGGCAACAUGGAGUAAUGCCCUGACUCUCAUAUUCAGGAGGGUCAAGUAGCGGAAAUCAAGGAUAGUGUAAAUUCAAAAGGCUGAUAUGAGAUCAAGCAGACAAAGAGCCAAAAGAGGUCCCUCUCAGGAGGGAGGAGCCAGAGAAAACCCUGCUCCGCACAUAGAUCUGCCACUCUAAACCCCAAUCCAGUGCCAGAGGGUCUGUGUGGAGAGACUGAGGUGUGCAGCGCUGUAAACCUGGGGUUUGCCUGAUCAGGUGAGGGAGCGGGGUGGGGGGCGGACUUGCUUGUCAUCCUCCACAGUCCUUGCUCUGUGUGCUGUGAGCAGGAAGGAGCAUGACGCUGGGAGGGGCUCAAAGAAAACAAGCAGGAGGCGAGGGGGUCAGAAGGGGGCUCAGUUUCAAGCCAGAGUUCUCAAAGUGAGUUUGGUAGUGCUCAAACCCCCGCCCUGCCCAAUAAUUGCAUUUUAAUCUGGGUUGGUGAUGGUCCCAUGUAACACUAGAUCAGACAAGUGGGAGGGGGGAGAGGCUAUGUCAUGCCUAAACUCCGAUUGUGGCCAUGAUUCAGAAGAGAACCCAAUCCCAUCCCAUCCCCCCUUUUAAUUUCACAAAUGCCAGCCCCAUUGUCCUAAAUAGUUUUGGAUUAAGAGUGCUUAACCAGAUAGGAAGCUUCCAAGACUGGAGGCUCACUUCCUCCUUACAUUAAUGCAACCUGAGAGUGAAUUAGAAACCUACAAAGGUUUAAACUCAAAUCACUCCCAGCUUGGCUUUUGCAUGCAUAUAUUCACAUAUAUUUUACAUAUCUAGAUUGCGUACUCUAAAGGGCCUCAAUGCUACAGUAACCUCAGGGGGAAAAACAACUUUCUGCCAUAGUCUUAACCUAGUGUUUUCAUUUUAACCCCUUUGAACUGUCUCGUUUUCUCUCAGUACCGCAUUUUAUUUCAGUACCCCAUCUCUGUUGACCCCCUUGCAUGCUGUAACAUUUGCAUUCUCCAUCUUCCGAUAGUAUCUUUUUUUCUUCAGUCAGGUUUUCUUGUUGUCUUUCUUUUUCUUAAUCCCCAUCUCUUUCCCCUCCCUGCCUUCGCAUCUUUCCCCUCCUCCUUGCACAGCUCUGCAGCAGAAGCACACAAGCCUUUCACACUCCCAGCAAGUCACUCUGUAGGAAGGCUAGGGUGUCUUGUAUGGCAGGUUGGUUGGUUGCAUUUGGCUGGAAAUAUUCACCGUAGUUCCACUUCACUUCUAAAUCCCGGGACAGAAAAGCACCAUUUCUCCAUUUUGGCUGCAAAAAGUAGGUGCCUUACCUCGUGCAGACCUUGCUUAAUUAAGUGAUAUUAUUCUAGAGGAUUUGUUCUGGACUAACCACUGCUUUUUCUUUUCUUUUUUUCAAUGGGAAAGGGAGUGAAACUUCAUCCGGAUCAACAUUCCUUUGCAAUAUCUAUAGCUGUGAAGGAAGUGGCCUGUUCACUGCGCUCUUGAAUUUAGCAAGAAAUUUAAGCCCCUAGUGAACACCCAGCUUCCUUCAUGGCUAUAGAUAUACCACCUGCUUGCUUUCAAGAAAAUAACACAAGCAAGACAAGGGGGACGCCUGAUCGAAAUGUGCAAAAUUCAGGUGGUGCAGCCCCUGCAUGGGGACUGCAUUGCCGCAAGUUUCACAUUUGGAACUUGCCCCUCUCUUUGCUGCUGUAAUAUACAUUUCAGUCUUUCGGUUGUGCUGUAUCUUGAAACAUGUAGAUAUGAUGAGCUCCCAGCAUGUACCUGUAUUUCUACCACCACAGAGGAAUGAUUGGUGACUUGUGAGGCAUGUUCACAGUUCACGCACAACAACCCCAAGACCUGUCCAGCACCCUGUUUGGGAGCUAAGGGUGUGCCCUAGAACUGCUCACAUCCCCAUACUUCUUUGCAACAUAUAAGGGCUCAAACGCAAAGCUCAUUGGCAGCUGAAAACAUUUUGACAGUUUUUCCUGAAGGCAGGAGGACUGAUCUCUAACACCAGGGUAAUAAGCAGGGCUGCUAUAUGUUCUCCUGGUUGGCACUGGCAUGGAGAGAGAAAAGUGUAGGAUGUAGAAUUGGGUACGUAAACUUGCUUUCAUUGUGUUAAAGGUUCUAGUCCUCAUGGGUGCAAAACUCCAUAUUUGGGAGGAUGAUAUUUAGCAUUGGGGAGCACUGGAUGCAGUGACCAAAUUCGGGGGUGGGUGGGUGUGACACAAUUGUCUUAGUACAGGAAAUCUCACUGAAUUUGGGAGUGAGGAGGCAAGUAGGAGACACCAUACAUUUUUUGCUUUUCAAACGUUCAUCGGCAUUCAUUUCCUGCAUAGUCCAUAUCCAUUGUGCUAAACAUCCAGUUCCUUUGAUGAUCCGUGUGUGUCGUGAGUUGACAUUCCUGCUACCUGAUAAGAUCACCCCUAGUUUCUUAACUCGUGAAAAGAUUGGUUAACCACAGCCCCAUGACUGGUUUAGCAUGAAAAGCUACCCUUCAGAGGCUCCUAGCUGUAGGAGGAGAGCAGCAGUGAACAUGGUACGUUUGGGUGAACUCAAGUCUCUGGGUACCUGGCAGCUUCUUGCUCCAGAACUGAUGAAUGAACUUCCCCAGAGGCUGAGUACAGGUGUUAAACAGCACCAGGGACAAGAUCUUAUCUUGUGGUAAAAUAAUUCCUAGGGGCACAGCAGCAGUUGCCCAACACUGCCUUUGAGGACCGAACCCCUUAGGUAGGAACAGAAGGGAGUGCUCAGCAGUUUCCCAAUAUCCUUUGAGAUUGUUCAGGAUGAGUUGAUGGUCAGCACUGAUCACUAUUAAGAGAGGCCAGGAGAAUAAUCAGAUUAACAUUCCCCUCCAGACACUGGUUGUUGCCUGGGGACAGCAGCGUGGGUCCAGGGUCCAGGGGUCCAGGUUUAUCUUUUUAUUUAUUUCAUAAAAUUUAUACACUGCAUGACUGUAGAAAACAGCCUCAAAGUGGUUUAUAGAGAGAAUAAAACAGUAAAAUUAUCAGUAAAAGCAACUCUUUAAAACAUUCAAAAGAUAAAAUAAGCAAGAAACUAGAAACAGAUCAAAACAUACAUACACAUUCUACGUAUCUGGGGAGACUUGCCUAAACAAAAAUGUUCUUAGCAAGAGCCAAAAAGACUACAGUGAAGGCGCCUGUCUGAUAUCAAGAGGCAGGGAGUUCCUGAGUAUAGGUGCUGCCACACUAACACAUCAAUUUCUUAUAAAUGCGGAAUGGGUAUGAUGUGGCACCUGCAGCAUUGCUUGUUUCGCCUCAGAAAACGGGAUCCCUUCUUUCAAAGAAGACUUUAAACUGGUUCACCUCCACACACUUAGCUGCCUUGCCUACAAAUGGUUACAUGAGCUAGUUGAGAGUUCCCUACAAGAACUGGAAUGAAUAUACCUGGUGCUGAAGAUCCUGCCCAGCCUCCCGACUCAUCCCAGUGAAGCCAAGAGCAGAGACCUCAAAAUUGGUGUCUGGUCAAUCCUGAACCGUGACUGAUGCCUGUUGUGACACCCAAAAUGGACACUUUAAUUUGUUGGUGAAGAAGACCUGUCCUUCUCCAUCUCUCUGUCUUGCACACACUCAUGCAGUAGGGAAAUAAUCGUCCACUACAAUAGUUGUUGUCGUAAAACAGGGGUAAAGGUAAAAGUACCCCUGACCAUUAGGUCCAGUCGUGGACAACUCUGGGGUUGUGUGCUCAUCUCGCUCUAUAGGCCGAGGGAGCCGGCGUUUGUCCGCAGACAGCUUCUGGGUCAUGUGGCCAGCAUGGCGAACCAGAGCAGCACACGGAAACGCCAUUUACUUUCCUGCCGGAGCGGUACCUAUUUAUCUACUUGCACUCUGACGUGCUUUCGAACUGCCAGGUAGGCAGGAGCUGGGACCGAACAACGGGAGCUCACUCCGUCGCAGGGAUUCGAACUACCGACCUACUGAUCAGCAAGCCCUAAGCUCUGUGGUUUAGACCACAGCGCCACCCACGUCCCUCUGCCCCCCAGGAAAUUGGUUCAGCUGGGAAUGCCUUUUAAUGCAACGCUACCCAAUUUGCACUUUCUGAAGUUAUAGACGAGCCAAUUUUUAGCCUGGAGAAGAGAAGAAAAGACUGAGAAGUGAUAGGAUAGCCAUCUUCAAAUAUCUAAAGGGCUGUCCCAAGGAAGAUGGAGCAAGCUUGUUGGUUUUUUGCUGCUCCAGGGGGAAGGACCCAGAACCAAUGGAUUAAAAUGACCAAAAAAAAGGAGAUUCUAGCUCAACAGCUGGAAGAACUUCCUGACAGUAAGAGCUGUUUGACAGUGGAACGGAUUCCCUCGGAAGUUUGUGGGAGGUUUUUAAAUAGAGGUUGGAUGUCAGGGAUUCCUUGCUUGUGAUUCCUGCAUUGCAGCAGGUUGGGCUAGGCUACUAGCCAUGAUGGGUAUGCUCUGCCUGGAGUUGGAGGCAGUGAUGCAUCUGAAAACCAGUUGCUGGAAACCAAAGGAGGCGGGAGAGCUCUUGUGCUCAAAUCUUGCUUGUGGGUUUCUCAUUGGAGUAUCUGGUUGGCUAAUGUGAGAACUGGAUCCUGAACUAGAUGGGCCACUGGCCUGAUCCAGGAGGCCCUUUUCCUGUGUUCUCAUAUUAGCAUGGCCAUAUGAUGCUCUGGAACAGAAGGGAGCACAGCCAUGCCAGCUGAGGGGAGUUGUAGUCCAACACAUCUGGAAGUCUGCAGACACCAGGCCGUCGACAGCACCACCUCAAAAUUACCAUUGUAACCUGAUGGCACUGCGAAAUUGACCACUGCUACUUAUGAAAUCUCCUUUUGCCCGAUAUUGAAAUACAUCCCAAUUGCCCCGAACAUGACACAGGCCAUAAACUUUCAAAUGGGUAUCUUUGGCUUCCCUUGUCCACAUUUCCUUACUGCUGAUUUGUAUAAUUAUUAACAAAUCAAUGGGCUUUGGGGCACAAAGUGCAAUUGGCCUAUGGGGAAAGUGCUUUGAAAUGAUGCCGCCGUGAGGCCAGACCCUCCAUUCUCCAGCACACGCACACAAUAUAUUUAUAACGAUUGUAUACCAUUAACAGUCAUGGUUUCCACCAAAGAAUUCUGGGAACUGUAGUUUUUUGAGGGCUGGGAAUCGUUGGACACUCCUAUAUCCUUCACAGAGCUACAAUUCCCAGGGUUCCAUGGGGAGACGGAUUGACCGCUAGACCAGAUUAAGUCUGUGGUGUGGAUCUUCCCCGAUAUGAAUGUAUUUGGCAUGAGUGCAGCAAUCGCUGGCAAACAUCCUUUAGCUUACAUAAUAACUAUGGAUGCAAGGCAUUGCGGCAGCUGAUAGGCCACUUAAAAGCAUACAGGAAAGCAGGUGAGAUGUCCCCACCCUCCCAAGUUAAAGGUGUGCUUGUGCAGAACAUUUCCCGCGAGUUUAUUUCUUAUUCUAUUUAUUGCAUUUAUACCCCAUCUUUUUCUCUAAGGAGCUUAUUAAAUCCCCUCAUUAAACCCUGACAACAACCCUGUGAGGUAGGCUAGGCUGAGAGGCAGCGAUUGGCCCCCGAGGUCACCCAGUGAGUUUUUGUAGCCGAGUGGAGAUGGGAACCCUGAUUUCCUACUCCGACACUCUAAACACUAUGCCACACUGACUCUCUGAGUUACGGCAACAAAGCACUUUCUUGGUCUCUUGAGAGAGAUGCAAAGCACCGUGGGAAGCUCCUGUUCAUUUUACUGGGGAGGCCUUUCCACCAGAUUGUCCCCAAAGUGACUGGGUUAGAGAACAGCAGAGGAAAGGGAAAUGUGGCUUUCUUAUGCUUGCAUUCUGCCCCGCACCCUCCCACUCCAUAAAAACCAGGUGUACACACACACACUGUACACUAUGAGCUCUUAUCUUAGUUUUUCCAACAGUACUACAAGAGUAAACAUGGAGAGCUCUGUUUCCACCUCUUGCUUCCCUUCGCUGUUCAAAGCUGCAAAAGACUCAGCCUUGGAUCUCAACUGUGCCUGAGCAUGUAUCCCAAGCAGGCCUCUAGGCUGUUGUUGUUAUCAUCCUCAUCCUCAUCAUUAACAUAAGAAGUGUCUGCUGGAUCAGGCCAGUGGCCCAUCUAGUCCAGCAUCCUGUUCUCACAGUGGCUGACCCCAGAUGCCUCUUCCUAGGAAGGCUGCAAGCAGGACCAGAGCCCAAGAGCACCCUCCCCUCCUGUGGUUUCUAGUCAUCCAUAGCUCUCUCUUCCAUGAAUUUGUCUAAUCCUCUUUAAAAGCCAUCCAAGUCGGUGGCCAUCACUGCCUCCUAUGGGAGCGAGUUCCGCAGUUUAACUAUGCACUCUGUGGAUACGGAAUUGUUGCUGUUGCUGUUAUAUUUAUUUAUAACUCACCUUUCUCCCAUGGCGGCUUACAAAACAACCCAGAUAAAAUGCAAAAAGCUAAAAAGCACAUCAAAGAUAAUCACUUAGUUCUAACUCUAGUAGAAUUAAAUAUAUUAAAGUGCAGAUAAUUUAAACAGCCCAGCCCUAAUUAAAAGCCCUUUCCUUAAAAAAAACACACACAACCAGUCAGUUUCCAAAGGCCUAUCAGAACAAAACUGUCUUCACCUGCCAAUAGAAGGACAGCAGGGAGGGACACAGUCUAGUUUCUCUAGGGAGAGAAUGCCAGAGUCUGGGAGCAGCCACCGAGAAGGCCCUCUCCUGCAGCUCCACCAAGUGUGCCUGGGGGCAGGCGCCCCUCAACUCACAAAAAAGCAGCCUUUUUAUGUUAUUAUUUUAUUCUUAUAUUUAUAUCCCAAGGAGCUCAAGGGGGGCACAUGUACCUUUUCCUCUUCCCGUUUUAUUCUCACAACAACCUGGUGAGGUAGGUUAGGCUGAGAGGCAGUGACUGCCCCAAGGCCACCCAGUGAGCUAUAUGGCUGAGUGGGGAUUUGAACCCAGAUCUCCUAGCCCAACACUCUAACUGGCACACUGGCUCUUGAUGUGAGGAUCAAACCUUAGGGGGCAUCAAGGUUCUUUUUAUUUGUGCACCCCACCAGAAGAGUCUUGAUAACAACUGUAUAACAACCAUAUCUGCUGCACAUUAGGGUCGCCAUAUUUCAAGCUUUUUUUGGCAAAGUUUAUGAGAUUUUUUUGUUUUUGGCAAAAUCGCAAAAAUUAAUAAUGCUGUUUUUGAGCUAUUUCUAUGGAAAAUUGGCAAAAACGGCACUGCCGACAUGGGCUCCCAUACAUCUGGAUUUCCCCGGAUAUUUGUUUUGGCCAAUUUCUGCCUGGAUACUGCUGCCAACUGCAGUAUUUUGGAUAUGUCCAGGAAAUUCCGGACAUAUGGCAACCUUACACACACACCCCGCCUGGUGCUUUCUGCGCGUUUUAGACUACAGCUCCAAAUUCUAGGAAUGAUAGGAGCUGUAGUCCAAGAUAUCUGGAGGGCAUUAGCUUGGGGAAGACUGGCAAAUGGAAAUGUGGCAAGAGUUGUUGUUUUGCUGAGUUUUGUGCUUCACGUGCAGAUAGCCAUUUAUAAAAUUACUCAUGGCAUGGAGAAAUUUGGUGGAGAACACUAGAACACCACUGGUAGACAUCCAGUGAAGCUGAAUGUUGGAAGAUUCAGGGCAGAUGAAAAAAGGAAGCACUUUUUCAUGCAGCUCAUAGUUAAACUGUGGAACUCCCUCCCCCUGGAGGCAGUGAUGUUCACCAACUUGGAUGGCUUUAAAAGAAGAUUAGGCAAAUUCAUGGAAGAGAGGGCCAUCGAAGGCUACUAGCCAUGAUGGCUUAGCUCUGCCUCCACAGUUUGAGGCAGCAAUGUAGAGUUGGAAGGGACCACGAGGGUCAUCUAUAGCUCAGCCCCCUGCAACGCAGGAAACUUUUGCCCAAUGUGUUGCUCAAACCCAUGACUCUGAGAUUAAGAGUCUCACACUCGAUACCAACUGGGCUAUCCCUGCUCUGAAGUUCUUAAGGUAGCAGAUGCAAAGGAGUCUCAAGCUACAGAUUUCAGAGAUUUAAAAAAUGGAAACGUUGAGAAUUCCUAAUGCUUGCUUGCUACUUUGGAAGCAAAGGCAGGUGAGCAGGAACUCCCAGAUCGGCAGAGGAAUCCAGGAAGAUUUAUAGAAGCAUCCCUUGGUGCAGAACAUGAGAGUGAGUUUUAAAAGGAUGGUGCCGCCGCCGCCGCUGUUACGAAAACAUGAACAGGCACGCACAAAUAUUCCUCACAUUUUUCUUCUCCCUCUAACAAUUAUUUCUUUUUCUUUUUUUAAAAAGGCACAGGGUCUCCAAAUUAGAUUUCCAUCUUCUUUGAAGUUCCCAGAGAUGCCUCCUUGCUAGGAACAUGCUUGAGGUUGGAAGGUCAGCAAGGAGGGGACAGCGGUGACUGCUUAAGAGAGCUGGGGAGGGCAGGUCAAGAGUGUUUUCUGCAUCUGGGCCUGCGACCCUAAACACAUGGGUUGGGAGAGAGAACCUUGUAGAGUUCAGCAAGACUCGCUUGCAUGUUAAGACGCAUAGUGUCCUCCUGGGUACGGGAUUAUAAACAUAGAGAACACAUCUGGAUCAAGCCAAUGGCCUCUCUGGUCCAGCAUCCUGUUCUCACAGUGUCUGACCAGAUACCUCUUUUGGGAAACCCUCAAGGAAGAGCACCAGAGCCCUCUCUCCUCCAGCAACUGGUGUUUGGAAGCAUUACUGCCUCUGACUAUGGAGACAGACCAGAGCUAGGAUGGCUAGUAGCCAUUGAUAGCAUUACCCUCCAUGAAUUGGUCCAAUCCUCCUUUUCAGCCAUCUGAGUUGGUGUCCGUCACUGUCUCCUGUGGGAGUGAGUGCCAUAGUUUUAACUACACACUGUUUAAAGAGGAAUUUCCUUUUAUCCUUCCAGAAUCUGCCAAUGUUCAAUUUUAUUGGAUGCCCCUGAUGUCUAGCCACUGGUGCGUGAUGAUUUUUUUCAUAAGGGGAACAUUUAGGGCCACAGGUGCAAGCUUGCGAGGACAAUCGGAGGGGGUGACGUCAUAUGUGUGAGCAUUGCCCUCCCUUCCUAAGCUGGGCAGAAGCUUCCUGGGCUUUGGGAAGGGGACUAGCCUAGUCCACUGACCACACACUGCUGCGCUCUAGCACUAUGAGAGAGGGGGAAAAACUUUCUUGCUGCAUCACCUAGUCCUGGGCAUAUAUAAUCACCUCAUGAGCAUGAAGCAUAAGAGCACAAGAAGAGCUUUGCUGGAUCAGGCCAGUGGCCCAUCUAGUCCAGGAUCCUGUUCUCACAGGGGCCAACCAGAUGCCCCACUGGAAAAUCUGUAUGCAGGACUCAAGCCCCAGAGCCUUCUUUCCUCCUGUGGUUUCCAGCAACUGGUAUUCAGAAGCAUCACUGUCUCCAGCUCACAUCUCAGUGCAGGAUCCACAAUAUACUGAUGAGCUGCAACCUCCUUGGCUUUAAUACCUCCAAGGAAGGAGAGCCCACCUCCCUAGAGUUGGUCCUGCUGUUGGACAGGUUUCAAUGUUAAGAAAUGCCUCCAGAUGUUUUAGCUGCCGCCUUCCUCUUUGCAAUUCCUCCCCAAUGCUCCCAGCCAUGAGGCAACAGAGAGCAAGCCUGAUCCACCUUCUGUAUGACCAAAAUCCAUCUUAAAGGUCCUUAUUAUCCCAUCAUAGCCAUAUCUUCUCCAGGUCUUUUCGUUUCCAGACUCCAUGCUUUCCUGGACACCCUCAACUGGGUGUGCUCCAGUUUAGGUGUGUCAGGUGCUGCCCUAGGCUGAGUUAGACCGUUGGUCCAGUGUUGUCUCCACUGACUGGCAGCAAUGGCUGUGCAGUGUUUCAGGCUGGGGGCAUUCCCAGCCCUCCCUGGAGAUAACUAGUCAAUUAAGCUUUCAUAGAAUCCUCAAGUUGGAGGUGACCCUGAGGUCAACCCCCUGGUCCAACCCCCUGCAAUGCAGGAAUAUGCAGUCAUCCCAUAUGGGAAUCAAACCUGCAGUCUUGGCAUUAUCAGCACCACGCUCUAACCAACUGAGCUAUGCCAGAGAUUGAACUUGGAAACCUUGUGCAUGCAGAGGAGAUGCUCUCCCGGUACAGCCCUUUCUCUAAAACCAGCCUAAGGCUCCAGUCCUCAUUGUUAUGAAUAAAGCUCUGGUUUAAAUAGGAGUCCAGGAAGCUGAUCUAUACAGGAUCAGACCAUUGGGGUCCAUUCAGCUCAGUAUAUGCUAAGAGGGGGAACAUUCCCAGCCUUCCUGGAGAUGCCAGGAAUUGAACCAGGAUGUCAAAGCAGAUGCUCUGUCACUAAGAUACAGCCUUGUCCCUGUGUAUAAAGCAAGGGUCGUGGUUUGGAAGAAAGGGCUGGUUUAAGCAGGAAUAUGGGAAGCUGCCUAAUACCGAGUCAGGCCGUUGGUUGAUUGAACCCAGUAUUGUCUACACAGACUGGCAGCAGCUCUCCAGGAGGGAAUCUCAGCCCUAGCAGGUGAUGCUGUUGGAGACCUUCUGGAUGCAAAGCAGGUGUUCCUCCACCUUCCUCAACAGUCUGCCAACUUCCUUAAAGAACUGGGCGUCAUACUUUCGGUGCAUCCUGAGCAGGUCACCCUCCUUUGCAGAAAAUAGACUGCAUCCAAAAGCAAUGGUUGGAAUCUGUGCUGUACCUGCACAGGUGGAAAUAAAGGGCAGCUAAAAUGAUCAGAGGCUUGGAGCGGAGCAAAUCCUCUGCCAAGGAAGGUUGCAGCAUUUGGUAAUGUGGAAGAGAGGAUGACACAGGUGUAUAAAAUAGUGCCCAGUAUGAAGAUUUUUCUCCCUUGUAAUGCUUGCAGAAAUUGCCCCGCAGUAGGUUCAGGGCAGAUCAGAGAAAAGACUCCUUUGUGCAGUGUGUGUCUGGUUUACGGAACUGGCUACCACAAGAUGAUGAGGGGCUGGGAUUACUGCAUUGCAGGGGGUUGGGCUAGAUGACCCUUGGAGCCCCUUCCAACUCCACAAUUCAAUGAUGCUUUUAAAAGGGGAUGGCAGAUUCAUGGAGGAGAAGGAGACAAUGCCUCCUGGGAAGUGCAAGGGUGCUGGAUUUGAUGGAGGGCAUAACAAAUUAAAGAACGGAAGUCCAAUAAUUGGACUUCACAUCAAUUUCACAGGUGGCUGGCAACUCUGAUUUUGCUGUGGCUUAUUGUAGGAAGGGACACGUCUACUAGAACCCGUUUAAUCCCAUGUGUGAAGUUUGCUGGGAACGUAAAAACAAGAGCACAAGAGCCUUCUGAACCAAGACAAUGACCCAUCUAGUUCAGCAUCCUCUUUUCACAUUAGCCACCAAGAUGCCUCUUCUGGGAAAUCCCGCAAGCAGGAUCCAAGCACAAGAGCCCUCUUGCCUCCUGAGGUUUCCAGCAACUGGCAUUCAGAACAUCACUGCCUCCUACUAUGCUGUUAUGAAGGGGAGAGUUGCUCCUAUGGUCAAUUCCUACUUGCAGGUUCCCCACUGGGGCCACUGUGCGAAGAUGUUGGACUUGAUGGGCCACCAGCCUGAUCCAGCAGGCUCUUCUUCUGUUCUUAAGAAGGGACUUGUUUUGAUUAAUGUCUGCAGGAGACUUUGUGGAUAUUUAAGUUAUAAUUGGAAAAAUCUUAAUAAUUAUUCAUAAAGGAAACAGCUUAUAAGAAGUAAAUAAGGAGGCCAGACACAGGAUAAAGGAAGUCUUUUAUUUGGUUGUUUGUAUUGUUGUAUGUUAUGUUUAUUGUAUUUCUGUAUUGGGGUGGGUGGGUUUAUGUUGUAAAUAAAAUUUCCAAUAAAAAAUAUUUUUUUAAAAAGAAGGGACACGCGGGGUCUUGGAUUGGUCCCAGGUCUCAUACUCCAAAUGAGUAAAGCAAAGGUGCAAACAACCAAUAAUUUGAGCACGUGCAGAGUGCCUCUCCCUCUGAUGCUGAAUUGGCACAUGUGGGAUUAAGGGCAACAGGGUGUGAUUGGCAGGGUGUGGCGGUGAUGACGGCUACUGGCUUAGACACCUUUGAAACGGGGAUUAGACAAAUGCAUCGAGGAGGAGGAGGAAAAGGAGAGGUCCAUCGCCAGGUAAUUAGGUUGCGUAGAGCUUCCAUGUUCAGGAGCAGUCUAGCUCCAAAUAUAUCACACAAGGCAAGGUGGGUGCCUUCAUGCCCCAGAGAGCCCUCUGGUUGACCACUGAUGCAGCUGGCCUCUGUGGGCCACCAUCCGAUCUUCCUUGUGGUUUUUUUGAUCCCUGGAGAGCAAGUGCAACAUCUCUGCCCCCCACCCCAGGUUCCCCCUGGGUGUGUGCUGGGCCCUUCCUUCCUUCAUCAGGGCUGGGGAGAGAAAGAGAGAGAGAGAGAGAGACAUUCCAAUCCCUUGCUUUGCCUAUAAAACCAUUUCUUUUGUCGGUGGGAAAUUUUUGCAGGGUGUGAUCACCCAGGCAAAAUAAAGAGCUCCUUUGAAGUGCGGGCAAGUUACUUAGUGAGCGCCUGGGGGUGAGAAUCAGAUUCCUCCCUCUCUGGAGCAGGGCAGGCCUGUCUGUACAAGCUGGAAGGCGAAGAGCAGCGAGCAAAUGGCCCACAGCAAAAGAAGAGAGAGAGAGAGAGGGAGAAGACUGCCAAGAGUGAGCUAGCAGGGUUUCCAGUGUGUGUGAGAGAGCACAUCAACGCACCUGCCCCCGGACUCCUUUAAAAGACCCUUCCCUGCCUGGAAUCAUAGAGCUGCAGAAUUGGACAGGACCCAGCAGGUCAUCGCCCUUUCUCAGCCAGCCUCUCCGCUAGCUGCUGUUAUCCAGGCUUACAAUUUGUGGUGAAUCGCUGUAGGAGCUUUGUCAAAGGGGUGUCUCAAGAGGCAACCCAAGAAGAGCCAUAAGUAGAGCUCACAAGUGGGGUGUGUGUGUGAAGGCUGCCACCUUCCCUUGCUGCAUGUUAUAUUCAGAGCUAGACUGCCCCUGCACAUGGAGGUUCUGUUGGAGGAUAAUAAUCUGAUGAUAAACUCUCCCCCUCCAUGCAUUUGACUAGUCUCAGGUUGCUGGAGAAGCCCUGUGCAGUGCCAGAGGACCAUCAGAAGAGUCCCGUGCAGCUGGAUCAGGGCAAAGGUGUGCGUGGGGGGGACCCAUGUAGUCCAGCGACCAAUCAGGUGCCCCGUUGGGAAACCCACAAGCAGGACCCAAGUGCAGCAGCGCUCUCCUUGCGAUUCCCAGCGACUGGCAUGAUUCAGAAGCCCAGGACGCGGGCAUUGUUGCUAGAAGCUAGCCAUGGAUUUGCCUUAUUAUCUGCCAUGAAAUUGUCUAAUUGGCUUUUAAAGCCGUCCAAGCUGGUGGCCUUCGUGUGGGAGCAAAUGAUACCAUGGUUUCAACUAUGUGCUGUGCAGAGAAGCACUUUUCUUUUGUCUGACCUGAAUCAUAAUCAUCAUCAUCAACUUCUUCUUCUUCUUCUUUUUCUUCUUCGACUUCUUAGUUUGGAGAAAAAGCGAGGAAGAGGCCACACAGUAGAAAUAUAUAAAAUUAUGUGUGGCAUGCAGACAGGAGCUAGAGGAAAGCUUUUUCUCCCUCUCUCACAACACUAGAACUUGUGGAUAUACAAUGAAGCUGAAUGUUGGAAGUUCAAAUUAAAAAAAGGACUUUUUCACGCAGCGCAGAGUUAAAUUGUGGAACUCCCUCCCACAGGAGGCAGUGAUGGCCACCAACUUGGAUGGCUUUAAAAAAGGUUUGGGCAGAUUCAUGGAUAAGGCUGUCCUUGGUGACUGGCUCUGCUCUUGCCUCCACGGUUGGUGGAAGUCAUGCCACUGAACCAGUUGCUGGAAAUAGGAGGGGAGAGUGCUCUUGCGUUCGAAUCCUGAUUUCUAGUUUACUUAUUUCAUAAAACGUAUAUACUGCUUGAGUGGUUGGCCACUGUGAGAACAGCAUGCUGGACUAGAUGGACCAUGGGCCUGAUCCAGAAGGCCCUUCAUAGAACCAUAGAGUCGGAGGGGCCCUGAGGAUCAUCUAGUCCAACCCCUUGCAAUGCAGGAUUAUACAGUUGUCCCAUACAGGGAUUGAACCUGCAACCUUGGCGUUACCAGAACCACGCUCUAACCAACUGAGCUCUUUGACUUCUUAAGUUUUUGUGCUUUUGCUGUUAUUUAUUAAUUUUAUCGGUCGCUUUUCUUGCUACCGCAACUCAACGCAUGCAAAAUAACACAUGCAUAUAUUAAAACCAGCAUUAAAAAAAACAGUCUAAAAGACACACACAAACACACAUUAAAAAACAAAAUUCAAACCCAUGUAAAAACAUCAUGGAUAGUUUAAAGCCCAAAGGCCUGAUGAAAAAGGAAUGUUUUCACCUGGGGCCUAAAGAUAUGGAGCAAUGGUGCCCAGUGAACCUCCCUGGGCAGAGCAUUCCACAAGUGGGGAGCCACCACCGAAAAGGCCCUGUUCUUUUGGAACCCCCUCCUCCAUUGAGUUCUAGAAUUUUGAGGGGAUGGGGAAAUCUCCCUAAUUUGAUAAUUUACACUGACCCAUUUUGUAUGCCUCCCUUUCUUGCCUUUUAUCUAAACUAAAAAACAAAACUCCACUUGUAGUGACUAUUCCUUGGAGGGAAGUUGCUUCAGUCCCAUAGAAGUAUAGAAUUGUUGAGCUGAAAGGAACCCCAAGCGUCAUCUAGUCCAGCCCCCUGCAAUACAGUUCUAUUUACUGGGCGCUCAACUAGGUUUCCAGUGUUGGGUUUUUAAUCCACGUUUACAUGGGCUUAUCCCAAAUUCAGGUUUAUCCUGUCCUUUGUUAUAAGGAUACACCUGUUUGAUGCUGAUCUUUCUCAAGCCCAGCUGGAUCCGCCCCAAAGGGGCCCAUCCAGUCCAGCAAUCCUGUUCUCCCCGUGGCCAAUCAUAUGCCUCACUGGGAAACCCACAAGUAGGACCCGAGAGCAACAGCAACUCUCCUCCAUGCGGUUUCCAGCAACUGGUAUUCAGAAGCAUCACUGCCUCUGACCCAUCUAGGUCGGUGGCCAUCCCUGUCUCCUGUGGAAGUGAGGUCCACAGUUUUAACAGUGGAUUAAGAACUUAAUUCGUUCUGGAGGUCUGUUCUUAACCUGAGGUACCACUUUAGCUAAUGGGGCCUCCUGCUGCUGCUGCGCCGCCAGAGCACGAUUUCUGUUCUCAUCCUGAAGCAAAGUUCUUAACCCGAGGUACUAUUUCUGCGUUAGCGGAGUUUGUAACCUGAAGUGUAUGUAACUUGAGGUACCACUGUACUUGGUUACCACUCUUCCGGUGAUUCCAACUAAACAACAGGAAGAACUUUCUGAUGGCAAGAGCGGUUGACAGCGGGACAGGCUCGCUUGGAAAAUGGCGGACUCUCCUUCACGGGGGGUCUUUAAGCAGAGGUUAAUCUGUCAGGGAUCCUGUAGCUGUGAUCCCUGCAUUGCAGGGGGUUGGGCUAGAGGACCUUUGGGGGGGUCCCUCUCAACUCCAUGAUUUGACGAGGUCCCCAGUGGCAACUGGGCGCUCCUUUCCCCCUCCUGCCUAGGCGCCCCAGCCUCUGCCAAAUCCCGCCAGAUGCCCAUCCCAGGCUGGGACUUCUCCCUGGGCCUCUGGAAAGAGAGAGAGAAAAUGACAGAGUGCCAGCCAGUGGCUCCUCCCCGAGCCCAGGCGGCUUCUCUCUGAGGUGUGUUGGACGGGCUCCAGGAAAGCAUCGAAAGGCUCUUUAAUAAUAUCUGACGGCCGGGUAAGAAUUCGGGCAGGCGGCCAAAGCACACAGAGCUUGUAAUCGUUAACUCGGUCUGUAAACAGUUCAAAACGGCACUGCAGAGGCCAUCAGUUAUUACAUGAGCCAGGCGGCUUUUCAUCUCUCCCGCUCAGCCAGGCAGGCUCAUGGCUCCCCCCCCCUUUUCCUUUUUUGUUGCUCCUGCCUCCCUGCCGCAAUGGCUGUGGGACCUGCUAGCAGGGGUGGCGUGCAGCUCCCAAGUAGGCCCAGCCAGACAAAGGAGCUCCAACUCCAAACGGCUGACCUUCAAAGCUGCGCCGAGCCGAGGGCGAGUUCUGAACCCAGUGGCGGGCCUAGAGGAAGCAGGCAGGGCCCCUGGUGCUGAAUCAGGCCCUCAGGGUCCAUGUGGCUCAGUGUUGCCAGCACCAGCUGGCAGCAGCUCUCCAGGAUUUGAGAGGCAGGGUUCUCUCCCAUCCCUACAAUACCUGAAGUGAGCCAGUGUGGUUUUUGUGGUUAGAGGCUUGGACUAAGGCCCAGGAGAGACCAGGGUUCAAAUCCCCACUCGGCCAUGAAGCUCACUUCCUGAGAAGUUUGUUGUGGAGUGACAGAACCACAUAUGCCCCUUUGAGCUCCUUGGAGGAGAAGGUGGGGUAUAAACACAAUAAUUUUUUUUAAAAAAAGAUGCUGCCAGGGUUUGAACUGCAUGCCUUAAAUGGCUGCUGAGACUUAGCUCCAGCACCUAUUUUCAGUGAUUAUGUUCAAACCUGGAACUCAUUAUUCUUGUUAAUUCCAUCCAUUGUAUGCUAUUAUUGUUGUAGUUAUUGCUACCGUAAUCAUCCUGGAACUUGGUUACCGUAUUUUUUGCUCUAUAGGACACACCAGACCACAAGACGCACCUCAUUUUUGGAGGAGGAAAACAAGAAAAAAAAUAUUCUGAAUCUCAGAAGCCAGAACAGCAAGAGGGAUCGCUACGCAGUGAAAUCAGUGAUCCCUCUUGCUGUUCUGGCUUGUGGGAUAGCUGCGCAGCCUGCAUUCGCUCCAUAAGACGCACACACAUUUCCCCUUUUUAGAAGGGAAAAAGUGAGUCUUAUAGAGCAAAAGAUACGGUACUUUCCUGAUUAAUCCCCCCAAUGAAAUAUCCUAAAAAUUCGUACUAAGCUCAUUCCACAGGUUCAAGCAUUGCAAACAUUUCUGCUGGCCAGAUGGAAGGACUUCCCAUCUGCCCAUCCCCAAGUACUGUACACAGUUCUGGGGGUUCUCCUGACCACCACCCCGAGCUGAUUGGGGAAACCCCUUGCCCCAGUGGGGCUCGUUGCAUGGGCUUACGGUGCUCUCCCCAAUUUGCAAAAGGACCGGAGCCCCAAAAACCCUAUAGAGUUGAAAGAGGGAUUAAGAAAGAGCAUCACUUUUCUAACUUCCUCUUUCAGCCCUUAUGUACUUUUCCUCUUUCAACAAGCCUUUUUAAUGAGAGAUCUUUCCCAGUCCGCAUCUGUCCUGGGAUUGUUGUGAUAUGUCGCCAUUGCUUUAUCUUUUGUGUGUUUGCCAACCUAGGCUCCUUCUGGAGGAAAGGAGGGAUACAAAUUUUAAUAAUCAUUUUCUUGAAGGAAGAAAACGGGAACCACCUUCACCAUUUCAUCACCAAGGGGGAAGUGUGUAGAAGUGGGGGUGGGGACUCAGAGGCCUUGCAAACAUCAGGGAAAUACCUCAAGGAUGUCCUUGUGCCCAUGGGAGGCAGAGUGAGGACCCCUGCCUCAGACCCUGCCCAAUAACCUGCCCAAUACAGUGGUACCUCGGGUUACAUACGCUUCAGGUUACAUACGCUUCAGGUUACAGACUCUGCUAACCCAGAAAUAGUGCUUCAGGUUAAGAACUUUGCUUCAGGAUGAGAACAGAAAUUAUGCAGCAGUGGCGCAGCAGCAGCAAGAGGCCCCAUUAGCUAAAGUGGUACUUCAGGUUAAGAACAGUUUCAGGUUAAGUACGGACCUCCGGAACGAAUUAAGUACUUAACCCGAGGUACCACUGUAACAUGGCUCAGACUCUGCCUAAUAACCUGCCCAAUAGCUUGCCUCAGACCCUGCCUAAUAACCUAUGGUUAAAGCCUCCUUUUGCCAUCUUUCCUCCAUCUUUGGCAUUUUGAUGUCCUGAUUCUUUUCACUUACUGACACGUUACUGAUUGACCUCCCCGGCCCAAUCCUGUGGACAUCAGUGCCAAGGUGGCCGCUGAAAAUAUCAGAUGGAAUUUGUCCCCUCAUGGUACCACUGGAUUUUGAUUUUGACAUAAUUCCCCCGACCCGUUGUCCGGCCUCAAGCAUUCAACCUCCGUUUCCCCUCCGUGAAAAUGGGCACUCUCAGCUCCGAAGUGCAUUCUGUAUCUGGAAGGGUGAACCUCGAAAAACUCAGUCUCUGUGAGUUCUGAUGCAAUCUGACCAGAUUUGGACUAAUGUGAAAAUCGGGAUGUCAUUUCCUUUUCACACGCCUGCAAAUGUUGCAAUAAUAAUAGUAAUAAAAUUGCAUUUUUACUGUUAGCUGCUCUGGGUUCUCAUGAGUGUAUCUUGUAAUUACCUUUUCACACUUCUGCAAAUUUGGCAUUAUGAUUAUUAUUAGUAGGAAUAAUGCUGCACUUUUACUAUUAACCACUCUGGCCUCUCAUAAGCCGAAGGGAGAGGAAAAAUAAACUAUUCUAAUUCCUUUUACUCAGUCAGCCCUUCCUCUCAUGAGAGCCCAGGGCGGCUAGCAGUAAAAAAUGUGUCAUUAAAACAAAAGUAGAAUAUACAUUAAGAAUCUGCAUUGCAUUAUUCAAAUGGGUUAAUUCCUAUUAAGUCCAUGUGUGAAAAUGCUCUUUUAAAACACAUUUAAAGUGUGUAUGUUAGGUUGAAAUACAUUUAGGAAGGCAUAUACUGAGAUAAAAUACAUAAAUGUGGGUUGAAACACAUAUUUCAAUAUAGAUUUCUGUGCAGAUCUUUUUUUGUUAAAAUCAGAUUAAUGCAGAAAUGGAACAGGGGAGGGAGCAAUUUUUUUACGGACACAUGUAGAAAUGAGAGCCAGCGUGGCACAGUGGUUGGACCAGACCAGGGAGAGACCAGGGUUCGAAUCCCUUCCUCGGCCACAAAGCUCACUGGGUGACCUUGGAGGCCAGUCAGCCUACCUCACAGGGUUGUUGUGAGGCUAAACAUGAGGACGAGAACAUUGUUCACCACCUUAAUCUCAUCAGAGGCUUAUUGCAUAUAAAUAAAUAAAUGGAUACGAAGGAGUCCUGCUGGUUCAGGCCAAUGGCCCAUCUACCCCAGCAUCUUGCUGUUAUAGCUGGCAUCCCACUGAGGGGUGCCAACUUGCCCCCGCAUUGAGGGGGCACGGCAUCAUGUGACAGGUCUGCCCCCACCCACCGCACCAGCAAUCUCCCAACAACAGCAGGGGGUAGGGAACGUGGAGCGUGAUCUUCACCCUCCAUGCCACCCUUGCCUGGCGCAUGAGCGCUCUCCUGGCAGUGGCGGGGCAUGACAGCCCCCUCAAUAUUGGGGCAGGGAGCUCAACCCCCCUUGCUCACAAAUAUUGAGGGGGCUGAAGCCCCUUCCGCCCCCUAUAGUUGGCACCCCUGUGCCUGCCAGAUGUCUAUGGGAAACCUGCAAGCAGGAUUCGAGCAUCAGAGCCCUCUUCCAGCUACUGGCAUUCAGAAGCGUUGCUGCCUCUGACUGUGGAGCCAUCCAUAGCCUUCUCCUCCUGCCUUGGUGUUUACGCAGCCUGGGUCCAGCCCCUUCAUGUCGCAGAUUGCAUCCCCGCUGGGAGUGAAGAUAAGCUGUCCACUCGGAAGAGCUCCUCUAUAAAAGCUUGUGCCAGUUUCCCCUGAACCAACCAUGGAGUGAGGCGGGAGAGGAGAGUGGUGCUAUCAGGCUUCCAGUGGAAGAGAGAUAUCCCUUGAUCCUUUGCCAAGGUCCUGGAAGCAGGUGCGAGCUCACCUUUGGUCUAACAGACAAGGCAGCCCAGGAAAGCAGAUAUGAGGCAGAUGGCACCUGCCCCCAGCAUUCAUUCAUUCAUUCAUUGACAGUGUUUGUACCCAGCUCCUAAAAGUCUUCGAGAGCAACUGACGUACAAUAAAAACAAGAGAGUCCCUACUCUGCAGGCUUACAAUCUAAAAAAUAAAUAAAUACAUGGCACACGAAGGAAGAGCGACAAGGAGGGAAGAGGAAAAAUCAAAACUUGGGUACUGAUUUCUAAAUAGUUGCUAUAAUGUCUAGCUGGCACAGUUUGGGGGCCAGAAGGUGCCUGAUGGGAGCUGUGUCUCCAGCAAAGUAGAUGGAGUGGGUCUCGUUUCCCAUCUCUCCCACUGAGGUAGCAAGAUGGACUGACUUCCCCCAGGUGACAGGUGAGGGAGAGGAGGUCUGAUGAGACUGGCAUCUUCUGCAAAUAUUUGGGGCUUGGGGGGAGGUGACCGAUGGAGCACCCUUUCUCCCCACCCAUUUCUUCUUGGUUUUGUUUCCUUUCCGGACUCCGGAUACCCUAGUGAAGACAGAAUUGACUGAUUGAUGGAUUGCAUUGAUUGAUUGAUUGAUAGACUGGCUGUGGUGUUGGUUUUCUGGAUCCCUCCCCCACUAAGCAAAUUCAGGGAAUUUGUAUGGGGGGGGGGGGGAUUUCCCGUGCUCUAGCCAGCAAUCUAAAUUAGCGUGUUUAUUUUUCUUGCGUUUAGUAAACAAAGGGGGAACCUUUGAACGUGGCCACACUUGCCUCAGAUUGAAUUUGCAGCUGGCAUUUUGCAAAUGGUUGCUAAAGAACUUGUGAAAUGGAAAAUUUUCCGUGGAAAAAACAAAGGGCUGGGAAGAGGUUCCAUUUUGGAAAAGUUUCUGCCCGACAUCACUACAUUACUGGAUACCUGGGGCUUAUUCCACCCUGAAGGGGCUCGGCAACCGAUGUACAUACUGAACAUUUUGCAUUUCCAAACCACCACCCCCAAAACGAGUAGAAUUGUAAUGAUCAUAGGAGCAGAUCUCCCACCCCAAGUAGCCCACGCCCUAGAGAUCAGGGGGGCGGUUUUGGUGCAAUGGUACAACAUCUCAGCAGCCCUGGGUCUUCCGGACAGCAUGGAUUCUGGAUCCAGCUCUCCUUCCACAGGGCAAGUAAAUUACUUUCAGGGUUGUUGUUUUACAAUCAGUCUUAAAAUUUGUGAAAUAAAUAAGUAAGUGCACUUUGGGAUGAACUUGCAAGCCCUGAGGUGCUUAGUCAAAGCCAUCUCUGUCCAAGGAAGAAUGGGACAAGAAAUUCCAAAGUGUCCAUUAUGAGCACUUGGGAGAAACUUGCACAACCAAUGGCUUUGAGUUGCAAGAUAGGAGAUUCCAACUAAACAUCAGGAAGAACUUUUUGACAAUCAGAGCUGUUUGACAGUGGAAUGGACUCCCUUGGGAGGUUGCGGACACUCCUUCCUUAGAGGUUUCUAAGCAGAGGUUGGAUGGCCAUCUGUCAGGGGUGCUUUAGUUGCGAUUCCUGCAUUCCAAGGGGGUUGGACUAGAUGACCCUUGGUGUUAAUUCUACAAUUCUAUGAUUCUAACCUGAGGUGCUUAGUCAAAACCAUAACCAUGAGAUGAGGUCGUCCUUGUCAUCUGGGUGGGUGGGUGACUUGCAAACAGUUACCUCAUCCGCAGUAAGAAUUCUCUAUGUGGGCUCUGUCAAGAAAAUUCCCGUAAACUGGAUUAUUUUGUUCAUUUAUUUAAAAAUAUUUGUGUUCCGCCCUUCAUCCAUUACUAGGAUCAGUUAAACUGGAAGUGAGUUCACUCUUUUUCUCCCUCAGGCUUUUGAUGAUGACCAACUGUUACCAGAUGGUGUUUGGAUUCGCAGCAGCAAUUUCCCCCUAUAAGAGUGGUUUGGAUGCCCUGCCCUCAGAGGCAGAUGGAAACCAUAGAAUCAUAGAAUUGUAGGGGCCCCAGGGGAUACCCCUGCAAGGCAGAAAUUGCUACUAAAUAAUCCCUGGCAGAUAGCCAUGCAACUGCUUCAAAAUCUUCAAUGCAAGAGCGUCCGCCACAUUCUCAGGUAGCCCAUUCCACUGUCGAACGGCUCCUACCGUCAGAAAGAUCUUCCUGAUGUUUAGUCAGAAUCUCCCUUCUUGUCAUUUGAACCCAUUGGUUCAGGUCCUCCCCUCUGGAGCAGCGCGAAACAGCCUGCCUCCAUCUUCUGUGGGACAGCCAUUUUAAUAUUUGAAGAUGGCUAUCUUAUCAUAUCCAACCGAGCUGUUCCUGGGAGAAAGCUGAGGGUCGAGUCCUGGUUUCGCUAUGGAAUGGAGAGAUGAAACAGGCAGUCGAUAAAUUGCCUCUGAGCACCCUCUGCAGCGUGGUGAAAGCCCAAGUGGCAAAUUUGGUAUUAUGGAGAGCUCUGGGCGAUGAAGCAAAUGGCUCAAGUUGCGCUCCAAAGCUGACCGAACACAGAUUAGCACACAUAAACCGUGCCUGCCAUGUGAAAAUGGCUCAUUUCGUGGCUUGCACUGCAUCCUCUUGUAGCUGGCCAGCAGAGUUAUUUUGGACAGUCUUGAGGUUUACUGACUCCCACUGUGAGGGAGGGACCUCUGGAGCUUCCAAGGACCUGCUGUGACCAGCUAGCUAGGCAUUCCAGGGCUAAAGUAACUAAUCUUUGGAGCGACCUUGAGUCCUCAGUCAUUGCUUCCAGCACAUAGUGGAACGAUGGAGCAGUGGAACUCUCUCCUGCAGGUGGCAGUGAUGGCCACACACUUGGAUGGCUUUAAAAGAGGACUGGACAAAUUAAUGGAGGCUAUUGAUGGCUCUAAUGGCAGCAAUGCUCCUGAAUACCAGUUGCUGGGAGCCACAAGAGACUGGAUUAGUGCAAUCCACUCUAUGUGAGGCCUUCCUUGCGCGAUCUGGAAGCUGCAGUUAGUGCAGAAUGCUGCAGCACAAUUGCUGAAGAGACCGAGAUCCUAUCAGCAUAUAGCACCUCUCCUCAGAGAUCUGCCCUGGGUGCCUAUUUGCUAGUGGGUCAAGUUCAAGGUUUUACUCUUGGUAUGUAAAGUGCAUAACAACAUGGGACCAUUUUGCCUGUGAGAUUGUUUUACCCCAUAUACACCCAGUCGACCGCUUCAGUCUGCGGAACUGGCACUGCUGCUGGUGCCACAUAAUACCUUUGCAAGAAAUCCAUCUUUUAGUGUGGCAGCACUUAUACUUUGGAACUCCCUGCCUCUUGAUAUCAGGCAGAUGCUUUCAUUGUACUCUUUUUGGUGCCUGCUAAAAAACACUUUUGUUAGGGCAAGCCUACCCAGAUGUUUAGAAAGUUGAUGCAAGUUUUAAUCUGCUUUUUGUCUAUAAUUAUUUUAACUUUUUGCAAAUCUUAAUUUGUUAUUAAUUAUUCCCAUUGGUAAUUGUAUUGUUUUAUCUCUUUUGUAAACCACAGUGAGGGCUUUUUUCCAAUCAAGUGUAUAUUUUACGAAACAAAUAAAACAAGUCUAACUAGUGCCCUCCAGAUGUUGUUGUACUACAACUCCCAUCACCCCAUAUGCUUCACCAUGCUAGCUGCUGGAGCUUCUGGGAGUUGGAUUCUAGUCAUGCCAAGAAGGCUCUGGUAUAUAGCUAUGGUAGACAUUUUGACAAAGCUCUAGGUCAAGCCUGUUACAUUGUAUACUUAGUUGCCUUUGAAGUGUUGCUGCAUACCUCGUGGCUUCACCUAAUACUGCAAUGCAGUUUUCACUGCCGCAUCUCCAUGGUGAUUCCCCCUUCCUUUCUCUCUCCACAGUUCCACCCCCUGUCUCUGUGCAACACCAGCGAGGAUGAGCACACGGUCCCAGGAUUUGUCUCCAUUGUCAAACUGGAACGGCCUGAGCGAGAUCCCCACCCCUGCCUGUCCUUGGCCAACAAGGUAUGUGUGUGCAUGUCGUUGCAAUCAGAGCAGACCUGACAAUCUCCUUUCCUCCCACUUUGCAAAACUUUGUGAUCAGCUUCCCACACUCCUAUAUUGCCAAUCAGGAGCGCAGCAGCUCCAAUCUGCAUUCCAUUUCCAUCUGCUAAAUUUAUAUGCAUAGAUGGCUCUGGGUUAGUUAAGAGGGCAAAAGCCCAGGGUCCCUCCAGCACUGCCCUUUGUGGUAUAUCCUGCUUCCCUGUAAGCAAGGUAAAAUAGCUCUCCAAUUUUUCAUAGGCUCUGUGUCCUUGGGAUUUCCACUGCGAAAAGGCAGUGCAAUUUGCAGCAACAUCCCUGAUGGAGUCCCUGAUCGGUCCUUCGUUUCCAGUUCACUGCCAGUUGCUGGAAAUCGCAGGAUGGGAGAGAUGCUGCUGCUCCUGCACUCAGGUCCUGUUUGCGAGUUUCCCAUGGGUACCUGGGGGACCACCGUGAGAACAGGAUGUUGGGCUAGAUUGGCCCUUGGCCUGAUCCAACAGGCUUCCUAUGAACCUAAGGAACUCCCUCGCACUGGAGGCAGUGAUGGCUGCCACCUGGCAUGGCUUUCAAUGAGGACUGGACAAAUUCAUGGAGGGCAAUAAGGCUAUUGAUGGCUACGAUGGCUAUGCUCUGCCUCCAUGGUUGGAGGGAAUAAUGCUUCUGAAUGCCAGUUGCUGGAAGUUACAGAAAAGGAGAGUUGCUGUUGCACUCAGAUCCUUCUUGCGGGUUUGGCGGCCUAGAUGGGCCCCUUUGGCUCAGUCCAGCGGGCUCUUCUUGCAUUCAGUGGAACAAUCUCUUACGAACUUUGCACCUGCAAAAAGGCUCCGCGUAAUAUUCUACAGGAAUGCUGCCUCUUUCUUCUCCUGCUAAGCCCCAAGAGCGGAGCUUAGUGGAUCAAAGGGAAUGUGCUCACCAGCAAACCUCAUGCAAUUCGGCGCAGUUCCUCUGAAAGGCCUAUUCCCCUGCGUUUUGCAACACUGUGCAACAGCCCUUUCCCAGGCCCCCACUGCCUGCACAAGCAAGUGUAAGAGUUCCUCUCCUAUUAAACAGAGCACGGGUUCGAUCCUGUGGCCAGGAGGGGAAGCUGUGGGCAACCAGUUGUGCCCCCGGCAGCUUGAGAAGUGGGAGACCUGCUUUCAGCAGCAAGCUUGUUUCUUGGACGCCUGCAGGACCUCACCUGCCGGAAUCCGCGAAUCUGCAGCUGCAGGAUAGCUCAGCUCGAAGGUCUUGCCAGUUGCAAGCUGGCCAAAAGAUUUACCUGCACCGCCGGUGAUUCUUUAAGCGUUGCUGUAUGAAGACUCUGUUUGGGGCGAAGGCAAUUUGGAUGUAAGAGUGGAGAUGGGGAGUGGAGGUUUUGGAGAAGUGUUAAUCCACCCUUUGGGGGAUUUUUAGUUGCUGGUAGAAAAGUGCCGCGGUCAUGUGGGUCGCUUCAUGGCAACCUUGAGCCUUCCGUUGUUUUUUCAUGAGGGUGGUGUGGUUCUUUCUCCGAGGGUAACCCUGGAGCCCGAAAGUGCCGCCUCCACCUUUGAUCUCCCAGCUGGGAAACUCUGCUGCUGACCUCCGACCUCUUCGCUCGAGGCAGGCUCUGCAACUGCCAAGCCAGCUAGCUGGAGUUAUUCUGGCAGGUACCUGCUUGCACACGCACUCCAAGGAAGCCCAGAUCAAAGGCAGCCGGCAGAGGCAUGAGCUAAGAUCGUUCAGGCACUGCACUUUGCUAAUCAGACUUCCUCUCUUCCUUCCUAACCAGGCAGCAGUUAACUACUUCCAUGCCAGGAUCUGGGCGUGAGACUGUGUGGAGCUUAGAAAGGGUGAAGAGGGCUCUCUCUCUCUCUCUCUCUCUCUCUCUCUCUCUCUCACACACACACACACACACACACCCCAACCCUCCACUGGCUGAGAGAAAGCUUUCUGGACUAUGCAUCGUUCUGGCUGCCUCACUUCAAAGAGGAUAUGGCAGGGUUGGAAAAGGUUCUGGAAAGGGCCAGCAAAAAUGUUCCAGUGGAGAUGAGGGGAUGAGGAAUGGUUGCAGCAUUCAGGACUUUUUAGUUUAGGGAAAAGGAGAGCACGAAGUGGCGUGGCAGAAGCUUAUAAAAUGACGGGUGGCGUGGGGGAAAGAGGCCAGUCACUUUUUCUCAAACUAACCUACCUCACAGGGUUGUUGUUGUUGUGGGUAUUAAAUGAGAAAGGGGAGAACCAUGUAUAUACACCAAGUAAAUAAAUAAAUUGCCUGGAGUGGAUGGGCCCUCUUCUAGGUUGCUAUUUCUUUCCACAACACCCUGGGAGAGUCACCUGGACAGGCUGCAAAACCCAAUUCAUUGCAUUUUCAAAUUGCAUUCAGAUCUCGCCUUUUUCUCUCUCUGGAGCUCAAAGUGGAAUACAUUGUUCUCCCACCUCUUCCUUUAACACCUCCUCACAACAACCUUUUGAGGUAGGUCAGGGUGAGAAGCAGUGACCAGCUCCCAAAAUCACACGCAGUGAGCCGUCAGCUGGGUACAUGAUGGGAUUUGAACCCUGGUCUCUCCCAGGUCCUAACCACUGGCUGUUUCCUAACACUGGUAGCAGAAAAGUUUCUGGGAUACAAAUUGGGAGGCCCAUCUCGGCUUCAGAGUUCCCUGGGUUUGGGAAGAGAGAGGAGCUGUUGGGUUAGCUGCGGUGUGUGUCUAAUUGCAGGGAGGGCGUAAGCCAGGAGUGCCACCCGCCAGCCUCUCUCUCUGUCUCCCUCUCAGAUGGGUCUGGCACAGCCCAGGAGAGGCCCUCUCUCUCUGCCAGCAUUUCUUAGCAACAAGAUCUGGGCUGCUCAAUUCCUCCUCACCCUCCUUCCGAACCCCCACCCCUUUCCAUCUGCAGAAGAAUGUAGAUUACAGGCUGCCCUUUGCAUUAAAUUUCCCCGGCGGAGAGGAGGAGUUGCCACGUGUCGUUCCACGGAAGAGAAGGCCCAGUGCAAACCACCAGUUGUCAAGGCCUGGGAACGCUGUUCCUGAUCUGAAACCCCAUGCCCUUAAUCCCCCCCCCAAAAAGGAACAGCUCUGAGCCUUGCAGCAGCAUGGUCUCCAUCAGUACUCCUGAGCAUGCGCAGAGAGCAUCAGCUCUAGUAUCAGCACCGGGCACUUCCAUCAGGGCAGAGUAACUUUGAUGCUGGAUUUAAAUGUGUGUUUUCAUGCCUUUUAAACUACCGAUUCUACUGCUUCAUGUUUCGUAGUGAUGCCUCGGAAGUUUGCCAGCCGCCUCAAAUCCCAGUUUGGGAGACGAGUGGGCUAUAAAUGCAUUAAAUGUAUUUAUUAUUGCAUUUAUACCCCACCUUUUACACUCCAAGGCGCUCAAGGUGGCCUGCGCACUGUUCUCCCUCUUCCUCAUUUUAAUCUGCACAACAACCCUGUGAGGUUGGUUAGGCUGAGAGGCACCUAGCGAGCGCCACAUCUGAGCGGGGAUUCAAACCCUGCUCCCUCCAGCAUCGUGGCCUGACACUCUAACUACUACACCGCACCACUAUUAAGAACAACGAUAACCUGCCGUGUGUGCCCUGCCUCCGGUCAUGCCUCCCUAUGCCUUGAGACACGGCUCUGCUCCAGAGCCGACUUUUCUGGCCCCGGAGAUCCUAGAGUGAGCAAAAAAAGCCACGCGAGUGCCUCUGAGCACGUGCAGAGGUUCCCUUUGGUGGGCCCUGAGAAGGAGGCAUGAGGCGGAGUUGGGGAUCUGUGGCAGGCCUCUGUUUUGUUUGCUGCCUCCGUCUGAAGGCAGGUCUCCCGCCCCGGCUCCCUCUCCGCACCAGGGCUGGCGAGAGGCCCUGACGGAACAGCUCAGGCUGCCCCGGGCUGCGGCGAGGCUGGCCUACGCUUCCCAAUCCCCGGCUUUGAUGUGGAGCCAAGCGGGUGGUUUCUCUGGGGCCUGGCGGGGAUCCAGUGCCAAUGGGAGGCGGGGGAGGGAGGCAGGUGAGCUGGCUGGCCAGGGAGGGCGGAAGGGUACUUGAGGUAGGCCCGGGAGUGCCAGGCGUUUGCAGGGUGAGGGCGCUUUGCUCCACCAAAGGCAGGAGCAGCACAGAGCAGCCCUUUGUUCCUGCAGACAGGGCAGGGCAGGGAGGGGAGGGGAGGGGAGGGGAGGGGAGGGGGCCGGCUGGCCGGCUGGCUGGCAUCAACAGCCAUCCUUGGAACACUGUUGUCGUUGCCACACCUGGCUAGCCCUCAGCGAGGGGUGGCAGAGCUCUGGCCCACCAGGAGGCAGGGAAACGGGCACCGCUUUCUCCCUCUUGGGGUCUGCUUUGUGCAUUGCACAGAGAGAGACAGAGAAUGGUGGCUUUCUUGCCUUUCUCCUGCCAAAUGAGAACCGGAAAAUUGUAGAGUGCGAAGGGAUUCCCCCCAGGGUCAUCAAGCGCAACCCCCUGCAAGGAGAAAAUCACGGCAAAGGCUUUCUCUCUCUCAACCCAGGUUUGCUGGGUUCAGCUUUCUGCCCAGGGGGGUAACAGCUGGGGUGGGAGUCAAGUUCAACCCUUGACCCCACGGCUCUCUCUCUUUCCUAUUUGAACAUUUUAAAACCAUUGUCAUAAGAGAAUCGGUCAGAGAGGGGAAUAAAGGAAAAAUGGCCCUGCUAAUAAUGUAGAUUAUUAUCAUUCUACCCAAAAGCCCCACAAGAAUAAUAAACUGUGCCUUGAAGAAUGCAUCGUUGGGAAUAUGUUGAACAUUUUAAAACCAGCUAGCAUGGGGAGGCUUGUUCGCUAGCCCGUCCAGCAAUUCCGCAGUUGUAUUACGUAUAUGUAAAAGAAAGCAAAUGACUUUAUUAGCCUGGAAGAAUCAAAGAACCGACUUGCUGGGUUUCACCAAAGCCCAGUGUCUUGUUCCCAAGAAAGGACAGUAUCUGGGAAGCCCAUCAUGAGCAGGGCAGGGAGUCAAGAGCCCUCCAUGGUUAAAACCAUGCUCAAGGAGGCUUGCAACACAAAAAGCUUUCCAUGACUGCCAAAUUAUAACAAAAGUAGCCGCGGGCGAUAAAUAAAAGCACUUCAAAAUGUACGCGGCGAAAUUAAACCAUCCCCACAUAAGUCAAAAUGAGAUAUUAAAAUAAGAAGACCAAAACUUAAUAUCUGUAACAGCAAAAUCAACAUCUCCAAAAUUAGAUCUUGACCCCAACGGAAAAUAAAUCCUAGGCAAUACGCCGCUCCAAGAGUCUGCAGGCAUUCUGAGAGGCAGGUCUUGAAGGACUCUGAGCAAAGAUGGCGUCUUUCAGCCGGCCGGCAGCCCUCAGGCAUGCCAGGGGAUGCUGACCUGUUGCCGGCUGUCGGAGCCAGCCGUUACAAAUGGCGCAGUUUAGCAUAAAAUAAAGACACAGAGAGCCAGCAAUAUUUUCAGGAUGGUAUGAGCAGCUCCUUUCGAACUUCUCUUCUCUCCCGUAACUUUUAUUAUCCUUUGUUCUCUCCUCUCGCAUGGCCGUUUGCCAAUGUCUCACAUUACCUACAUCCGGUCAUGGCUUAAACCCACCCAUCAGCAAUAUAGGGUUAUUACUGCCCAGAGGGGGAACAUAACUCCAUAUAAGGCUAUGCACUUAAUACACUGCAAGGCACGGACAUGCAGGUCACUGAGGUCAGCGAGGCACCAGGUGGCGCUACAAGCCUUUUCAUGACUUCCUGGCUCCCACAUGCCCUCUUUCUUUAUUUUAUAUCAGAGUCAUAUAUAUCAGUACCAAUACGGUUAUAUCGAGCGCGAUAGGCGACUCUUGUGAGAACCAUGCAGUACAUAUAGAAAUUAAGGAAGGAAUACAUUGGAUACAGCAACACAAAAUAAUGCAAAUAACUACUAUAAUGAUCACUAAAAUCAAUAAAUGUCGAAGCCAACUUCCAUCCGGAAGCCAAGAAUAUAAGAAUUCUGAUUCCAAGCUGCAUGGUAGGCUUCCUUUCUAGUUUAUUAGCCAUGCACUGGUGUCACUCCUAUAGCACUGAGAUUGGUCACUGUAUGUUCCUGUAAGAGAACAAGAGCUAUUAAAAGUGAAAUUCAAUGUAUAUUGACAGUUUGGAUAUAUGCCCCAUGAUUCUUUCCCCUCUUUAAUUUGAAAAUAAAUGGGGGCAGGCUCAUGGAGGGUCAAUUGUACUGGAGGCCAAAAAGUUUGCUUAGGGGAUAUAAUAUUAGUAAAUUGAAAAGAUCCAUUGACAGGCACACCAUGAAGCAUUAUGCCGGAAUGACUGGCAAAAGGCGCCAUGUGCAUACACAGCCAACAUUUAGAAGCAUGCAAUAAACUGGUAAACAUAAUCAUAUCUUGUACAAAAAUAUUAUCCCUCCAUAUCUUAUGAUAAUUUUCUCCCCUAAAAGUCUUAUUCAACAAUACUGUUCUUCUAGUUCGAGAGUGGCUGAGCCGUGGAUACUGCCAGCCAGAGUAGGAAGCUGACAACAGCUGCUUGCCAGCCGAUGAGGUGAAAUAUGGUGGUUUCAACUGGACUGGGUCGUCUGCUUCUCUUCCUUGUAUAACGGUGCAGCAAAGGAUGGCAAGGCAAAUGGUUAGGAAGGCAAACACUGCCAGAUGCAGCUCGUGUGCAGCACCUCUAGGUGGCGCAUGCGGAAAGGUUUCAAUGCUUCACCCACAAAAUGUUGACAAAGUGUAGGGGAGUUCCGCAUGCCUUGAGGCAGGACAACCCACUGAUAUCGCUGGGUGGGCUGCGAAUUGUUAUAUACUGGCAAUGUAAAAGCAAACCGUUCCCUGUCUGCUGGAGCCAGUGGGAUGAAGAUGGUUCAAUGUGGCCGAAAGUCAAUUGUUCAGAAAUAAGCUGUUCAGAACCAAGCCUGUGCCACUGCUGCUGAUUUUUCUUUUGGUGGAGGCCACUGUUCUACCCACACUGGGGUAUCGGUGAUCCUGGUUUGCCACACUGGAAACAAGUUGUAUCGGUGGGUACAGGCUGGUUUUCAUUUAGCGCUGCUGCCAGCAGAUGAGCCUUGUGGGUGGCUGUACCUACAGACUGACAAAUGCGAAGCAUGGCUGCUGUGUCUGUGGCAGGAUUGUGUAUUAUCGGUCGCAAUGCAAGUUUACAAUCCUCAUUGGCAUUUUCAAAGGCCAAUUGUUUGAUAAUUAUUUGUUUGGCUUCAGGAUUUUCAAUUUGGCGACUCACUGCUGUAAGCAGCCUGUCCAUAAAGGAAGAAUAUGAUUCUCUUGCCUCUUGCCUGAUUGAACCCCACCUUGAUUGAAUACUGGGUUCUGGGAUUUUUCUCAUUGCUUGUUUAGCAGCAAGAGCAGUGUCCCUCAAUAAGAUUUGCAGCAGUGUGGCUUGCACUGAAGCUUGAGCGAAGGGACCACGCCCCAUCAUGGCAUCUAUGACGUCUGCGAGGGUAACAUUUGGAUUAUUUCCUCUGACUUGUUGUAACAAGGCUGGAGCAUAAGCACGGCAGGCAGUUUCCCAUUCGUGGGCAAACAAAACACCAGCUGAUGGGGGUAACACUGUAUGGGCCAAAAGCUUGAUGUCCUCUGGAACCAAGAGCUGGGCUAAUGUGGCUUCUAAAAGCGCCUGCGUAUAUGGGGCUUGGAGUCCAUUGGUCUUUACUGACACUUGCAGCUCUUUCAAGAUCUUAAAGUCAAAAGGUUGGUGUUGGGCUUGGGUGCCUGCCGGGGCACCAGCAGGGGGCACAAUAACAGGGAAUGCCAUAGUAUCCUGAAUUAAGGAACAGGCAAGGACUGCACGUUGAAAAGGGGUAGCUGGUUCUGCCGCUGAAAGAGCAGGAUCAUUGCCAGCCAGACCACGGUAUUUUUGCAGGAUUGGGUCCUCUGGUGAGGAACUGUAGUCCGGAGGUUUGGGGUCUGGGGCUGCUGGCAAGGCAAGUAUUGGAACAGACGCUAACACAGCAGGCUGGACUAAGGAAGCUGGAGGUUGUGUUGGCAAUGCAGCCAGGGAGAUAUUUUUUGGUGAUAAAGAGCCCAUGGCGUAACGAACCUUGCACCAUGCAUUUAGAAUCCGAAUACCAAUGCUGGGGUGCCCAUGAAAAUGUGCCCCAAUCUUGUCCCAAUGUUUCAAUUCCCAAGUCCCAUCUGCAGGAAACCAGGGGGAAUGCUCUUCGAUGGCCAGAAUGAGCUGUAUCAAAUCACCCUCCGGAACUUCCAAUUUGUUGGAGGAGAGGAGAAAUUUUAAGUCUUUUAAAAAUUUCUGUUGGGGAGUAGACAAAGAGCUGCCCAUUUUUCUAAAAUCAAGAUAAAAAAGGGAUCGAACUCACCAGGGAUCCGAAGAUGAUUAGCGCUUGAAACCCUUGCCAGGCGUGGUGAGCCGAUGAUAUCCGUUGCAUGGCUCGAAAAACCUCACAUGGUUUUCUUUUAAAAGCCUCAGAUGUAUUCUUUUAGUCAGCCUCAUACGGGGCACCACUUGUCGGAGCCAGCCGUCACGAAUGGCGCAGUUUAGCAUAAAAUAAAGACACAGAGAGCCAGGAAUAUUUUCAGGAUGGUAUGAGCAGCUCCUUUCGAACUUCUCUUCUCUCCCGUAACUUUUAUUAUCCUUUGUUCUCUCCUCUCGCAUGGCCGUUUGCCAAUGUCUCACAUUACCUACAUCCGGUCAUGGCUUAAACCCACCCAUCAGCCAUAUAGGGUUAUUACUGCCCAGAGGGGGAACAUAACUCCAUAUAAGGCUAUGCACUUAAUACACUGCAAGGCACGGACAUGCAGGUCACUGAGGUCAGCGAGGCACCAGGUGGCGCUACAAGCCUUUUUCAUGACUUCCUGGCUCCCACAGCCGGCACUGAAGGAAGAGGCAACUUGGAGUCUGGCUGGCUUCUGUUUGUGGAGUGCAGCUGGGAAUGCAGCUGCCUCAGGGGACAAAGUGUCUUGGGCUGGCCCAGAAGAGCAUUGUGGGUGGGAGGAAACGUCAGGCCCUUCAGGACUUUGUAUGCGGCCCUCAGGGAUCUCUCCAGGCCACACCCUUCUUGAGCGUUUUUGCCUGCCUGGGAUGUGUCCUUCAACUCUGGCUUGCUUGGAAGGAGGACACAGAGGGUGGGUGGGUGUGAGAGAGGAAAAACACACCUGCUGUACAAAAGUAAACUUCACAUUCGCUGCUCCACCCACGUUUGCCUCCGGCGCCAACCAUUCCUGGCAUGCGGCCCCCAUAAGGCUGCCAAGAAGGGAAUGUGGCCCUGGGGCUGGAAAUGCCCCCCCCCCUGCUGCUUGUGCUCAGGCCGUGAUACAGUUGCCCAGGGGACCACAACCGCUCAGCAGGCCACCUGCGCCCUCCCUGUGAGUCCUGCACUGCAGGGGGUUGGACUAGAUUCCCCUUUGGGCCCCUUCCAACUCUUCCCUUCUAUGAUUCCCUGAUUCCUCUUUGCUCUCUUUGCACAGGCCAAGCUGGCGGGAGAGAGAGGAGCUCGCGCCGUCCUCUUUGACAUCACGGAUGACCAAAGUGCUGUCGACCAGGUAAGGAGUCAGCUGUCUCCCUCUUUCUUUUUAAGUUGUCCCUCUCAUUUUUUACAAUUUUGCCAGGAGGCCAACAGCAGGCGGCGCCAGAGCCAAUGGCAGGCAGAGCCAACUAAGUCUAGUGUUGUCCCCAUCCUCCUCUCUGCUGAGAUCUACAAGGGGCAGCACUAAGACUAAGAAGGAGGAGGAUGAGAGGCUGGGUGAGGGCUGGAUGAGAGCUGACUAUCCUUUAAGAGCAGCUCCCUGUUCCCCUUGAUGAACCUUCCCUCACUGCUGCUCACCAAGGCAAAAGUCAAUGGAUUUUGGAUUUUGUGUUUGCAAAAUGUUCCUGUUGUUAAUCUUCUGUAAUAUUUAGGGCAGAUCCACACUAGCUACGUCCUGUAUAUUCAGCACAUGUUAAAGGCACAUGGCUUCCCACAAAGAAUCCUGGGAAAUGUAGUUUGCCUCUCACAGAGUUGGUGUUUUGCAGCAACCCUAAAAAAAAGUACAAUUCCCAGGACUGGUGGGGUGUCAUGUGCUUAAACCAUAGGAUUUCAGAGCUGGAAGCGACCCCGAUGAUCAUCUAGUCCAGGGUUAGCAAAUUUUUCAGCAGGGGGCCAGUCCACUGUCCCUGAGACCUUGUGGGGGGCCGGACUAUAUUUCGGGGGGGGGGGGGAUGAAUUCCUAUGCCCCACAAAUAACCCAGAGAUGCAUUUUAAAUAAAAGGACACAUUCUACUCAUGGAAAAACAUGCUGAUUCCCAGACCAUCCGCAGGCCGGAUUUAGAAGGCGGUUGGGCCGAAUCUAGCCCCUGGCCCUUAGUUUGCCUACCCAUGAUCCAAGCCCCUGCAAUGCAAGAAUACACAGCUCUCCCAUAUGCGGGUUGAACCUCCAACCUUGGCGUCAGCACACUCUACCACACUCCAACCAACUGAGCUAUCAACGUUGACACAAAAGAAGCCCCAACUUUUCAAACCAGUUGGCUUCACACAAGCUCUUUUGUUCCUGCCUUCAGACCUGGUAUCCUCCUUAGCUCGGGCAUUGCUCCUCCUUUGUGUCGCUGCAGUCUGCCUGUCCAGGUGGCCACUCACCUUCUCAGCUCCUUUGCUUCUGGGUCUCUUUGCCCUGAGAUUCUUUGUCCUUUCCCGUGACGGUGUGUGUGUUGAUUGCUAGACAUGCAAAUAGAUAUGAGAAGGAAUGGCAUGACAGCCCCUGAACAGAAAGUCGUAGAUCCCGUAAGCUAGGGAAAGCCAUGCUGUAGUUAUUAUCAGUGUAUUUAUUUAUAUAUUUAUUUAUUGCAUUUAUAUCGCACCUUUUCCUCCGUGAGUUCUCCUCAUGUAAUGCCCACAAGAACCCUGUGAGGUAGGUUAAGCUGAGAGGCAGUGACUGGCCCAAGGUCACCUAGUAAGCUUCAUGGCCAAGUGGGAAUUCGAACCCUGGCCUCCAAGAUCCUAGUCUGACACACUAACCACUACACCACACUGACUCCCAGUUCCUAAGGAGAGGGAGUGUUUCUCCUGGAUGAUGGAUGACUGGUUUGCCAAGCUCAGCCUUUUAAACUUCUGCUUGUGUGAGCAAUGAGGAUCCAGAGGAGAUGGUAGGCAGACCUGCCCAAAACAUUUCACUGCCCGAGGCACAGAAGUCCCUAUCCCCAGCUUUCUCACCCCCCAGGCAGGGAAAAUGUAAAUGAAACCACUGACUCUGUGCUGCCCCCACAUGGCAGUGCCCAAAUUCUUCCACCUGAGGCAAGCGGCCUCGUUUCAGCCUGGUGUUUUGGCCUGGCGUUUUCCUGUAAUGAAACCUGGCGGUGUGUGGGAAGCACAAUCUCCAGCUCUGCAAGAAGUGCCGGGGUUCAAAUAUCCUCAGGUAACCAUCAGGGAAUCUCCACUCCAGAUCCAGAUUGCAUGGAAAAUUCGAGACACACACACACACAGAGAGAGAAACCUAACUGCUUCACUCAACACUUAGUUAACUUGUGGAACUCCCUGCCACAGGAGGCAGUGAUGGCCACCAACUUGGAUGGCUUUCAAAAACUGGACAAGUUUAUGGAAGAGGAGAGGACUAUUGGUGGCUACUAGCCAUAAUGGCUCUGUUCUGCCUCCGUAGUCUGAGGCAGCAAUGCUUCUGAAUGUCAGUUGCUGGAAACCGCAGGAGGAGGAGAGAGGGCUCUUGUGCUCGGAUCCUGCUUGCUAGUUUCCCAGAAGAUGCGUCUGGUUCACUGCUGUGAGAACAGGAUGCUGGGCUAGAUGGGACCCCACUUGGCCUGAUCCAGCAGGCUCUUCUUAUGUUCUUAAUUCUUGGCCUCAGGCAUCAAAAUACAUUGAGCCAUCCAUGGCCGCUGUUCUCCUCACAAAAAACUCCUAGGUUACCCAUGCAAGCAUUUUUUUGCUGGGUUGGGCAAGGCCACAGCAUAGCUUCGAAUCUCAAACCCAGGCCUUGGCUGGGCUGUUGGUUGGAUGGGAUUCCUGGAGUUCUCCUCAAGCCUAUCAACUGGGGUGUGGAGUGGGGUCCCCAGCGCCCAACACAUCGAUCCGUGGCAUCUGGUGACAUGCAGCUCUCACCUCAAAAGGUUGUCUCUCCACAGCUGAGAAAUCCGCGAGGGCUCAGUCACCCCGUUGUUUUGAUUUGGGGCCACGACGCCGAGCUGCUGAUGGGCGUGGUGAACAACAACCGAGAAGCCCACGUGAAGAUUGAGGUGAAGGAGAUGGCGGCCUGGGUGAGUUCUUACUUAGCCCCACUGCUGCGCCUCUCUCGACCCCUCUCUGUGCUGGGCCAAAACCAGCCUUGCAAGAAGUGGCGCCCUCUUGUGGGCUCCAGGUGCAUGAGAGUUCCAAAGCUUGGGUGCAGCCACCGAGAAGGCCCUCUCCCGCUUCCCCACCAAGUGGGCUUGUGAGGGUGGCAGGAUCAAAAGAAGAGCGUCCGCCGAAGAUCCCAGAGCCUGGGCCUGUUUGUAUGGGAGAAGACAGUCCUUCAGAUAGCCUGGAGCUAAACCAGGUAGGGCUUAUCUAACCUCUUCUCUCUCCAACAGCCCGACUAUGAUGUCUGGAUACUCCUCACCGUCAUGAGCACCGUUCUGGUGAUCGUUUUAAUCUUCAUUGUCCGUACUCGUUGUCAGCCAAGCAGGGAUCGGGUAAGAGCCCUCGGACAGAUGCCAGUCCUAUUCUGGACACCCCAAACCGCUUCUCAAGAGCCCCUAUCUAUCUGUGCCAAUAUCCUUCAUGCCUUGCUCAGAUCAGUGACUGGUAGAGUCCCAGACCCACCUGCCCGCCUGCUGUUGAAAUAGGUAUCUGUUUGUCCGGGCUUUUGAGACAUGAAUGUUUACUGAAAUUUCUGCAGCUGGUAUUGCUUUGUAUUUUUGAUUUUAGAAAUGCAUUUUUAAAGGUUUUAUUUUAAUACUGUUCCCUGCUCGGAGCUCCCAUGGGAGGAAGGGCAGUAAAGAAAUGGAAUCAGUCAAUCAAUCAGCAUAUUUUCAACAAGGCAAGAGUCAAUGAAUAGGGGAUUUUGGGUUUGCAAAAUGUUCCUGUUGUUAAUCUUCUGUAUUAUUUAGGGCAGAUCCACACUAGCUGUGUGCUGUAUAUUCAACACACAUUUAAAGCACAUGACUUCCCCCAAAGAAUCCUGGGAAAUGUAGUUUGCCUUUCACAGAGUUGGUGUUUUGCAGCAACCCUUAAAAAAACGAAGUACAAUUCCCAGGACUGCUGGGGUGUCAUGUGCUUAAAAUGUGCAGUGGUCCUAUUAGUAUAAUAUAGAUGCUAUUUGUAUAUAUUGGAGUCAUGUAGCUUGCUGUUGCAAGACUCCUGGAGUAUGUAUCUUUGACCCGAAACAAGAACAUGCACAUAUAUUUCUGCAAACCUCAUCAGCGAACAGGACAGAAACUGAUGUUGUCAUUCUGCCUGUACAGUGGUACCUCGGGUUACAUACGCUUCAGGUUACAUAUGCUUCAGGUUACAGACUCCGCUAACCCAGAAAUAGUACCUCAGGUUAAGAACUUUGCUUCAGGAUGAGAACAGAAAUCGUGCUCCGGCGGUGCAACGGCAGCAGGAGGCCCCAUUAGCUAAAGUGGCACUUCAGGUUAAGAACAGUUUCAGGUUAAGAAUGGACCUCUGGAACAAAUUAAGUACUUAACCCGAGGUACCACUGUACCAGGGAUGGCAAACCAUUGGGCCCUAGAGAUGCCACUGGACUCCCAUUAUCCUCCGCUGAGGACCAGCCAGGCUGGCCACUGGGAAUUAGCAUCCAACAACAUCUGGACAGCAACAGCUACCCCUUCCCUGUUACGAACCACCAUCUCCUAGCCUGCUGCCAUAUGUCAUGGCACCAGCUUGUCAGAGAGGGCACCCUCCAGAUUCUUCCAGUAUGUCAUUGUUGUUGGCUCCUAGUAAAAGGUGACUUAUUAGCGAUUUGAGCAGUAGGUUGGUGUUAUCUCCCCUAACAAGAUUGUGCUGAGCCAGCUCUUGUAGAAUCAUAGGUCCUUUCGGUUGGACGGGUCAUUUAGCCCACUUCCUGCAAUGCAGGAAUCCCAGCUCAAGAAUCUCUGGCAGAUAGCCAUCCAACCUCUGUUUAAAAACCUCGGUGGGAGGAGGUUCUUGGUGGUUUGUCUUGCAAUUACUUGGAUUUCAACAAAUACCUCCAGAACUGAGCCACUUUCCCGCCUGUCCACCAUGUAGAGUCAUAAAAUAGUAGAGUUGGAAGGAAUCCUGAGGACUGACUAGUCUGAUUCCCUGCGUAUGUUGGCUCCCUUCCAUUUCCGCUCCCUCAACUGUCCGAUUUGCCCCCGCAGACUAACGCGCAGGAAGAGACCCUGCAAGCCAUCAACCAGCUGGCCACGCGGAGGUAUCAAGCCCGCUGCCGGCAAGCCCCCACGGGGGACUCUGUCAGCACCUGCAGCUCGGCCCCCGUCUGCGCCAUCUGCCUGGAGGAGUUCGCUGAGGGCCAGGUAAAAUAUACAUUUUUUUAAAAACCAGAAGCAUUUUUACUUGGUAUUAUAGGUCAGGACAUUAAUAGGCAAGAUGUUAAACUGUUUUUAUAUGCAACAAUUGCGGCAAGAAUAUUGCUAGCCCAGAAAUGGAAACAAAAAGAAAUUCCGAAGAAAGAAGAAUGGCAGACGAAAUUAAUGGACUACGUAGAAUUAGAUAAAAUGACAGGAAGGAUUCGAAACCUGUGAGACCAGAGGUUUACAGAAGAUUGGAAGAAGUAUAUGAAUUAUUUGAAGAGCAACUGUAAUCAACAAAUUACGCUAGUAGGACUACAAUAAGUUUGUAAGGAGAAAUAUACGAAGUAUUACAAAGUAGAAAAAGAUAGAGAGAUUGGUUAUGAGUUUGAAAUGUAAUAGGGAAGAUAAGAAAUGCAUUCUGAGAGAUUAGAUUGGAAAAUUUUCAGACAGGAUUGAUGGAAGUCAAAGAUUUGAAUAAGAUGUAAAAGUAUGUUUAAUUACUGUUGAAAAUGAUAUGUUUAUAUAUAUAUAUAUAUAUAUAUAUAUAUAUAUAUAUAUAUAUAUAACACCGACCCUUCCGCACUCUGUGGGAUCAAUGGCCCUGGUGGGUUCUCGCAAAUGAGCUUUUCCACGGGGAAGAUGAGGUCCCAGUCAUCUCCUUGGGGAGAGACCCAGUUUAAGCAGUUUGCAGUGGUGGCGCCCGACUCAGGUGGCUUUAAAAAGGGAUUUGGCAAAUUCUUGGAGGAGAGGGCUAUCGCUGACUACCAGCCAUGAUGGCUAUGCUCUACCCUCUAUGGCCGGAGCAGUUAUGCUUCAGAAUACAGAUUGCUGGCGACAUGGUAGGGGAGAGAGUUCUGUCGUGCUGGAAUUCAGCUUGCUGGUUCCCCAUGGUUGGCUACUGUGAGAACAGAAUGCUAGACUAGACGGGCCAUUGGCCUGAUCCGGGAGGCUCUUCCUAGGUUCUUGUGUGAGGUUUCUGAUCAUCACUACCCAGGCAAGGCUAUCACUUCUCCAGAAAGUGUGCCAGUGAGAUGUGCCACUGGAAACCAGGCAGUUGUACAGCCCAGAACAACUGGUACCGCAUUUCCCCUUGAGCUGGCAGCAUUUCCCCACUCUCCCACUGACCUCCCUUUCUUUGCAGGAACUCCGCAUCAUCACCUGCUUCCAUGAGUUCCACCGGCACUGCGUUGACCGCUGGCUCCUCGAGCGCCAAACGUGUCCACUGUGCAUGUUCAACAUCAUUGGUAAGAAGGGGCAGGGGAUAUGCAACCUCUGUGAUGUAAGAGUGGUGACGUAAGAGUACAGGAGGACACUUGCCUGAUCAGGCCAAAGGUCCAAGCAGCCCAGCAUGCUGCGGUUGACCAGAGGUGUCUGGGAAGACCAAAAGGAAAGCAGGAGGCAAGAGCCAACACUGGCCCACUAAUGCUCCCCAACAAGUGGUAUUCAGAGGUAUACUGCCUCUGAAAACAGAGGUUCUAGUUUUGCCCAGUGAGCCCUUUCAAAGCAGUAUCAGCAGAUGUCUCAGCCAUUGGUUCAGCCACAGAGACAAGGUCUCAGCCAUUGGUUCAGCCACAGAGACAAGGUCUCAGCCAUUGGUUCAGCCAUAGACACACAGAGAAACAUACAUUGCCCCCAAAAUGAUCAAAGGAGUGCAGCAAUUCCCCUAUGAGGAAAGGUUGCAGUAUUUUGGACUUUUCCAUCUAGAGAAAAGGCAAGUAAGCGGAGACUUGAUAUAAUUUUGUAAAAUUAUGCAUGACAUAGAGAAAGCAGGUGGCGGAAAGUUUUUCUCCCUCUCUCAUCGUACCAGAACUCGGGGACAUGCAAUGAAGCUGAAUGUUAGAACAUUCAGGACAGAUAAAAGAAAGCGGGGGACUUGGAUGGCCUUAAAGGGGAUUGGACAAAUAUUUGGCGGAGAAGGCUUUUGGUGGCUACGAGCCAUGAUGGUUAUGUUCCGCCUCCACGGCUGGAGACAGUAAUGCUUCUAAACAUCAGUUGCUGGAAACCACAUUAAGGGAGAAUGCUCUUGUGCUCAAAUCCUGCUUGCUGGUUUCCCAGAAGAGGCAUUUGGUUGGCCACUGUGAGAACAAGAUGCUGGGCUAAAUGGGCCAUUGGCCUGAUCCAGCAGGCUCUUCUUAUGUCCCUAGGCUGGAAAUGGGGUGUUGAUUUGUCAGGCUGGUUUAUGCCCAUAACAUGGCUUUUCUUCUUAAGGCUAUGUUUCACUGGUCUGUCUCCAUGGGGAGAAACUGACCUUUCCAUGCAGCCAGGGUGAAGUGUAUCAGCUGUUCCCAGUAUAUCCUGGGGACUGGAAUGUAUCAUGGGGGGCGGAGGAGUUAACUAGCGGUGAUGUCCCCUCCCUUGGUUACAGAUUCCCAUGGAAUCACUUCAAGAAAAUUUGCCAUGGUAAAACCUCAAAUUCCCAGUGGGUGAGUGGGUGGAAAUUCUUCUUGGUCUGAGCACAGAGCACAUCCCUUCCCUUAAAUGAGAGUCACACAGACAUAUCUAAAGAUAACAGCCCCAGAAGCAAAUACAGCUAUGCAGAAGAUAUUAUUAUUGUUGUUGUUAUUAUCUGCGGACUGUUGUUGUUAUCUGCCUGCGGACUGUCUCGCCAGAGUGGUGCAUGCUCUGGUUAUCUCCCGCUUGGACUACUGCAAUGCACUCUACGUGGGGCUACCUUUGAAGGUGACUCGGAAACUACAACUAAUCCAGAAUGCGGCAGCUAGACUGGUGACUGGGGCGGCCGCCGAGACCAUAUAACACCGGUCUUGAAAGACCUACAUUGGCUCCCAGUACGUUUCCGAGCACAAUUCAAAGUGUUGGUGCUGACCUUUAAAGCCCUAAACGGCCUCGGUCCAGUAUACCUGAAGGAGCGUCUCCACCCCCAUCGUUCUACCCGGACGCUGAGGUCCAGCGCCGAGGGCCUUCUGGCGGUUCCCUCAUUGCGAGAAGCAAAGCUACAGGGAACCAGGCAGAGGGCCUUCUCGGUAGUGGCGCCCGCCCUGUGGAACGCCCUUCCAGCAGAUGUCAAAGCGAUAAACAUCUACCUGACAUUCAGAAGACAUCUUAAGGCAGCCCUGUUCAGGGAAGUUUUUAACGUGUGAUAUUUUACUGUAUUUUUGGUUUCUAUGGAAGCCGCCCAGAGUGGCUGGGGAGGCCCAGCCAGAUGGGCGGGGUAUAAAUAAUAAAUUAUUAUUAUUAUUAUUAUUAUUAUUAUUAUUAUUAUUAUUGCUGCGGCAACUCAAAACAACUUACAAAAAAGCAUACAUGCAUUAAAACCAGGGAGGUGGAAAUACUUACAUCCCACCCUCUCUAAAAGGUCAUAGAUAGUUAAAAGUAAAAGGGCUGGUUAAAAAGGAAUGUUUUUGCCUGACGCCUGAAGAUAUGUAAUGAUAGUGCCAGGUGAGCCUCUCUUGGACAGCAUUUUAUAAACGGGGAACCACCACCGAAAAGGCCCCAUUCUUGUUUUGCAUCCUCCAGAACUCCCAUGGAAGGGGCACAUUAAGAAAGGCCUCAGAUGAUGAUCUCAUGGUCUGGGUAGGUUCAUAUGGAUAGAGGCAGAGAAGGAAGUUUAUAUAUACGUGUAUGUAUUUUUACAUGUAUGAGCCUACUUUUCCUUCAGUUAGCUCAAAGCUCCCCACUUCGUCCUCACAAGAACCCUGUGGGGUAGGUUAAGCUGAUAGAGAAUGAGUGGCCCCAAGGUCACCAAGCUGAGCUUCACGGCAAAUCAGGGAUUUGAAUCCUGGUCUCCAAGGCUCUACGAUAAAAACCAUUUCCAUGAUUCAAACCAUGCUGAAAGUGGCUUACACCAUAAAAAAGCACAUAAUUACAAACAUAACAAAAGUAGUCACAAACAAUAAAUCAAACAUCAAAAAGUACACCACCAAAUUAAACAAUUUCCACAGAAAUCAUAAGAUCUAAAGUAAACAUUCAAAAAAAUGAUAUCGAGAACAGCAACAACACACACACACCGGCAACGAAAACCCCUAAACACCUCCCCAGCCCUUGCUUGUGAAGAAAUCCCAUUAGAGCAGGGAUGGGGAACAUGCAGUCCUUUGAAUGUUGUCGUGUUCACAUGUAUUCACUCCUGUGAACCCCAACCAGGGAUGGUGGAAGCUGGAGCCCAACAACAUCCGGGGAAUCGCAGUUUUCCCCAUGACUGCCAUACAGCAAUAUGGGAACUGGGUAGACAGUGCACACUUCCUGUAUUCCUGCCCAGCCCUUCCCCUUCUGCCUGGCCAUGGGAUGGCCUAACUGCUGCAGCGUAUCGGAGGCAUUCCCUGUGGGUAUAUAAGGGCUUGAUGGCCAGGCACCUGGGGAGAAGGAGAUGGAGAAGUGAGGAGAAUAAUAAUAAUAAUAAUAAUAAUAAUAAUAAUAAUAAUAAUAAUUUAUUUAUACCCCGCCCAUCUGGCUGGGUUUUCCCAGCCACUCUGGGCGGCUUCCAGCAAAACACUAAAAUACAAUAACCUAUUAAACAUUAAAAGCUUCCCUAAACAGGGCUGCCUUGAGAUGUUUUCUAAAAGUUUGGUAGUUAUUUUUCUUUUUGACAUCUGGUGGGAGGGCGUUCCACAGAGAGGGUGCCACUACCGAGAAGACCCUCUGCCUGCUUCCCUGUAACUUGGCUUCUCGCGGUGAGGGAACCGCCAGAAGGCCCUCGGCGCUAGACCUCAGUGUCCGGGUAGAACGAUGGGGGUGGAGACGCUCCUUCAGAUAUACUGGACCGAGGCUGUUUAGGGCUUUAAAGGUCAGCACCAACACUUUGAAUUGUGCUCGGAAACGUACUGGGAGCCAGUGUAGGUCUGCCUGGUAUCACUUCUUUCCUGGGGGAAGGAACUUCUUGAUGGGAUUACCCAGUUGUAGGGAGAGGGUUUGUUGGCGCUUAGAAUCGCUGAUUGGAGUGGUUUCCUUCUCUCCCUCCCUAGACCGGGAUCCUUCCGCCUUGCCCAGGCAUUCCCACGAGGACCCCCAUAACUCAGGACCAGGGCAGAGGCCCCGCUUCUUCCGGCAACACCCUGGGCGUGCCUUGUACCACUUCCCGCGGACGGUCCCUCAAAUGCCCCCUGGAAGCUGCUCUUCGACGCUCCCCCACGGACACCCUUUCUUCCACUCCCCGGAGCUCUCCCAGCUGGAUUUGGGGACCAUGCAUUACUUGCCCUAUCGGCCGGUGGGCUUUGAGCCUCCUUGGCGUAGCCGCCAGCCCUCCCUCACCCGAGGCCUGCUGGUUCCUCAGCGCCAGGACUCUCUGGGCUGUGAGCCGGGCCUGCCCUCCCGCCGGACCUGCCUGCUGCAGCACCAGCCUUCCUGCCGAGGCCUCCGGGGGCCCCUCGUGGCCAAAGCGAGCCGUGCCAUUCCUCCGCACCGGGGUAUCCGCCACGGGCGGCAUCAUCACCACCACAGCAGUGGCUCUGGGGAGAGUUACCUCACGGAGCCCAGUGGCUACCUCCCUGACGGACCCGGGAGUGACUCCAGCUCAGGUCCUUGCCAUGGAUCCUCCAGCGAUUCCAUGCUGAACUGCACGGACGUCAGCCUCCAGGCCAUCCACGGAAGCUGCUCCACUUUCCGCAGCUCCCUGAGCAGCGAUUACGACCCAUUCGCCUUCUGUGGCUCUGAGAAGUCGGCCGCAGAAAGCUGCCCCGUGCCCUCACCGUCGUGGAGGGACCCACGGCCUCCGCCGGCGGACUCGGUGGCAGCAGGCCGGCCGCCGGUGGCCAGUAGCCAUGUCCAUUACCACCACCACCUCCACAGGCACCACCAUUAUGGACGCUGCCCCCCAGACUGUGCCAAUGGCCAAGAACCCGGUUCGCGGAAGGCAAAACCUCCAAGGGCCAAGACAGGAUCUCAUGGCGCCCAGGCGCAAAAACGGACAGAGAAAAUGCCUUCGCCAGAAGGUGGGUCUGCUUCCCUGGAGGCCUCUUCAGCCAGACAGCCCACUUGCUUGCCGCAAGGACAGCCAGAGUUUUCCACAGCAGACAGGUCAAACCUCAAAGCGGCAGACAGUGGUGCCGUUGGGCCAUGGACGUCUCAGAAACGCUGUUUGCAAAUCCAUCCCAGUAGAAGGAGAUGGAAAUGCCCCCUCAAGGCUUCCCCAUCCUCUUUGCCCGAAGACGCAAAUCUGCCCCCUGUCUGCAGCGUUCCCCACCCUCCUGGUCCUGCUUCUGGAAGCUGCUCCUCCUCUGCAGAGGUCCAGCCUCUCUUAGAAACUGGUCCCUCCGGGCAUCAUUCUGCAACCUCGUCACACUCGGCCACGGAGCCUCAGGAGCAGGCGGACAGGCUGGAAUGCAAGGCCAUGUGUCCUGGGGAAUAUCCGAGGCUGGACACCAUGGGAAAUGAUGCCAGCUUUUACCUCAGCCGCCAAAUUCUGCAAGAGCUUCAGGGUAAGUCUCAGGUCUGAGGGCUGGGCUGGGGAACCUUUUGGACUCCAACUUCCAUCAGCCCUAGCCAGCACAGACAUCGGUCAGGAAUGAUGGGAGUUGGAGUCCAGCAAUGUCUGGAGGGGCACAGGUUUGCUAUCCCUCCUCUGUAAUCUUGUCUUCCAUCAGCAGUUGUAAACUUGACCCAACAUAAAACUGGUUUAGGGCCUCAAAUUUCUUCCCUGCAUAGCUUAUUGGGUGAUAAGAGGAGGCAUUCUUAGUAGUUUCUCCACUCUCAGAAGCUUUGGGGGAGGGAGGUAUGGUGACCCUAGAGAGGGCAUUCUCUGGGGCAACCCCUAAGUUGUGGAAUUCCCUCCCCACAGAGGUGUGUCUGCUACCUUUACUAUGCAGUUUCUGCCAGGUGCUGAAGGUGCACCUCUUUACCUUGGCCUUUGAACACCUGAGAAGUAUAUAUUAAAAGCACUCUUAUCUUUAUUGUAAUCUCAUUUUAACUGUAUUAAUAUUGUUGAAAUCUGCCCUGGGACCUCAUGCUGGAGGGUGGCUAAGAAAUAAUAAUUAAAAAAAAAAUCACCAUCACCACCAUCUAGCAUACAAAUUGAGCAAAUUCAGUGAAGAUGAUAGCAUCACAGUACAACAAUGAAAAUCGAUCCAUCAAAGAUAAACAACGUGGCACAUUCUUGUCUGGUUGCUCACCUUAAUUUUCUAAUUGCAGGGUCUAAAGACGAUAUCCCAGAUGUUUAUGAACAUUCGGUUUGACACGAGGUGAACUUAUUUGCUGUGUUAGGCAGCUGCAGAGAAUUCAAAAAACGGCGCAGAAACUCAGUGAAGAGAAUGGACUUUCUGACUUGCCUUUCCUGCCCGCGGUGUGGUUAUCAGUCAUAAGAAGCUCCUUGUCCACGCAGCCCCUGCUUCACCCACCGUUAAUAUCAUGGUUAUGCAGCUUACUCCCUGCCUGCCUAACCUGUAUGCAACAUUUGACAAACAUAAGCUGCCAAGGUCACUUGCCUGUUUUCAAAAAAGCUGCCAUCUUCUGGGGUAGGAGGAGACUUGGUCCUUUUGUUCCUGGUGUCAGGAGGAGCCAAAUCCUUCUGAAGUUCAAGGGCGGAGAAAAAAACAAGGUGUGUCUGUCCCCCCCCCCACUCUGCAGCUCUUUGCAAGUUUGGUAAUCUGUGUACUGCUGAAUACCAAAACGAAAACCCCAGGUAAAUACACACCCCACACAAAUCAGGCAUGAUGCAGUGCAGUUUUGAGGUCAUGCAGAGAGAUCAGCCCAUCCUGGUCCCUCUUUCUGCCAUCCUGUGUGGGAUGGGGCACCCAAUGAGGUUUUGGUUCAAAGCAAAUGUAAUUUGUAAGGAUCAAGCACAUAAUCCCCUCUCACCAACCUGGCUAAGCUCCUGCUCCUGUCCACUUGGGAAUGUUCUUCAUCUUUUCAGUUUUGCACCAAAUCAGAUGCAUGGGAGAAACUCACACAAGCUGCCCUGCCAACACUCUGGAAAGUGCAAUGGUGGCACAGGAGAAUUUCAAACCUGCAUUACACUUUUGAAUUAUGUGGGCCUCUCAUCAGCCUCAUUGUGGCUGAGCCAGCCUCUGCUCAGAGCUUAAUUGAGCUGCAAAUACCAGAUGCACUAACUGAGCGUCAGCUUUAGGGAGGCUGGAUCCAUAUACCGCUCAGAGCUUGAGCCACAGGUACCCGGACGCUUCCUAGCUGACUUUGCAGAUGCCCCAAGAUUUCAGUUCUUCACAGGGUAGUCCCACACCAAAGAUUUAAAUCCUGUUAAUUUUGCCCUCCUACCAAAAUAUUAUGCAAGCUCCCUCUUAUACUAUUUCCCUGAGGGAGGAGCUUUUAUUUCUUGAUGUCCAAGCACACACUGGUGAAAAAUCCAAUCCACUGCAGAGUAUAUUCUGCUUUAACUGAGGAAGAUAAGGAGUUGAACUUGGUAGUUAGAGCAAAAGUUUGCAUGUUUAUAUUUUUUGCAUGAGGACUUAUUGCAGCUACGAGGGAAUACAAGCUGGUAUUUAGCAAGCAGUAACACAUCCCCAUGCAAACAGCUGCUUGGCUGGAAGACUUUCAUCUCGACACAACCUGCUUACUCAGUGGCACAAAAAUGCUGUGGUAUUUUACCAGUUCAUAAAUGAUUGUCUGUGUUCACGCAGAAUGUUUGGGAAUGUGGACAACAUUGUUAUAAAUAAUCUCAUGUGUGGCAAAAAGAGGCACAGCCAUGGGUUUUUCGUCACUGAGAAAUGAAACCUGAAGGGUAAUAUAUCUGUGGUCACACCUCAGGGCAUGUCCACACUACAGAAUUAAACCAGUUUAACAGUUACUAACACUGUGGACUGUGAUUCUGCAAUUUUGCUUGCUGGAUUCUCUGGAGUCUUUGUUCCUGAGAUGCAUUUAAAAGCAUCAUCUCGUGGAAUAAGGGCUUGAGUUGCUUUUGGCAGAGGGCAUCUGAAUUUCUUGGCUAGGAGACAAGAAGAGGGUGGCCUGAUCAACAUUUCAAAAACAAAGGAGCACCCUAGAGCAACAGGGCAUGUGGUCUAUGGAUCAAUCACUGCCUUCAUAGUGAAGUUAUUUGAAAAUCGUUGCCAACCUGGUGCCCUCCAGCUGUGGCUGAUGGGAGCCAUGGUCCAGAACAUCUACAGAGGGUGCCAGGUUGGCAAAGCCCGUUCUAUGGGGUGGCUUCCAUUUUUGCCAUGCUAGGAGUACCUGUUGAAUGGAGCACAAUUUAUCUCACGUGUAAGAGGGAAGUUAAAAUGAGUACAUCUUUCCUUUCCAUUCUGUUAGGGUUGCUCUGAUACUGGAAAAUAUCUUCCGAGCCAAAAUGUGGCAAUACAAAACGGCAGAGCUCCUUCUGAUGUUUUGAAAUCUUCUCUCGAAGGAGUUGCAAAGCAUGGGUGUUAUUUUGACUUCAGUUCUGUUUCAGUCAAAAUCAAAACACACACUGUUAUUAAGGGGGAAUAAAACUACAGGAUAUAAUCCAGGUCCAAUAGCGCCAAAGUUAAAGUUACUACAAAUGGGCAACCAACGAAGGGGUUGGAUGUUGGCACCCUUCCCCCAAGAUGCCUUCAGCUCCUGGCAGUCUGCUCCUUCCUCCUGGAAACCUCAGACCCUUUGAAAUGUGAACGAGGAAUUUAUUUUUGUACUUUUUAAUUACAUUUCCUGAGUCUACAUUGCAGGCACUUGGGUACUUUUGUAAACCAAAAAAAGGAAGAAAUAAUGUUUAUGUACAUAAGUAUGCAAAACGAUAUAUUUAUGUUUAAGAGAUAGAGAUUGUUUGAAUAUGGGGAUAUGCUCAAACCUAUUUAUUUUGCUAAUAUAUUUAUCCACAUGUGAAGCUCUUCAUGUGGCUGUUAUUUUUUUCCUGUAUAAAGUCACUGGGUGCCUAUGUUCAAGAAGAUGCCUCUUCCUCAUUCCUCAGAAAUAAAUUAUUUUUAAUCUCUGUA
This is a messenger RNA of Podarcis lilfordi (Lilford's wall lizard), 54411 nucleotides long. Lineage: Eukaryota; Metazoa; Chordata; Lepidosauria; Squamata; Lacertidae. The record is from the annotation of a GenBank genome assembly.